This is a messenger RNA of Podarcis lilfordi (Lilford's wall lizard), 45008 nucleotides long. NCBI's taxonomy places the organism in Eukaryota, Metazoa, Chordata, Lepidosauria, Squamata, Lacertidae. The record is from the annotation of a GenBank genome assembly.
AAUGCCACGCGCCCGGGUUUUCCCGGACGAACGGACAUCCCCGCCGCCGGUGUUAUUCUGCGUCCGGGAAAAUCCGGGCCCCGCAGCAGCCUCAGAUCCUCAGACAGGAGGUGUUAUGAAUGUAAUGAGUAAUCAUCUAAUGUUUAUUGGAUGGAUUCCCCCCCCAAAUUUAUUUUUGAAUUCUGAAUUUAUUGUUAUUCACGUUUUAUACUGUAUUUUAUGCUGUUUUUUUGUUGCAUCAAAUUUGUUGUUAGCUGCCCUGAGCCCGGUUUUCUGAACCGAGAAGGGCAGGGUAUAAAUAAAAAAAAUAUUAUCUAUUAUUAAUCAUCAUCCCGAGGGAUGAAUCCUUCUCCCCUCCUCUGGAUUUUUUCUCCCUCCCUCUGGGACCCUGUUCUGUCACUUCUACCUCGCACAACGACCCUGCGAGGUAGAUUAGGCAGAGAGGGAGAGAGGGGAAUAAGUCGCCGGCCCCAAGUGACUUGGGGUGUGUAUGUGGAAGCAAGACCCCCGUUUUAUCCUCACAGCAACACCUGUGGAGGAAAUUAUUCUGAGGGUCACCUAGUCAGGAAUGGACUGUGGCAAUAGGCUUUCCUUGGCGAGGAUGUUUGGCGCCCACACCUAAAUAUUUCUUCUUUUCACAAUGAUUCCUUUGGGUGCCGUUGCUUUUUUAUAGAUAUUUUCAGCAGGCACCUGCGUAAAUAUAGGUGGUGCUGAUGGUUAUUUUGAGCCCCGUCUCUUCUCAGCGACCUGUGCAGGGGACACAUGUGCACUGCCCUAAACCCAGAGAGUGGGCCUUCCCCCAAUUUUUUAUUAUAAUUUUAAAUUUUUCUUUGGUUCGGUUUAUGAAUUAGAAUCCUAGAAUCCUAGAGUUGGAAGAGACCACAAGGGCCAUCGAGUCCAACCCCCUGCCAAGCAGGAAACACCAUCAGAGCACUCCUGACAUAUGGUUGUCAAGCCUCUGCUUAAAGACCUCCAAAGAAGGAGACUCCACCACACUCCUUGGCAGCAAAUUCCACUGUCAAACAGCUCUUACUGUCAGGAAGUUCUUCCUAAUGUUUAGGUGGAAUCUUCUUUCUUGUAGUUUGGAUCCAUUGCUCCGUGUCCGCUUCUCUGGAGCAGCAGAAAACAACCUUUCUCCCUCCUCUAUGUGACAUCCUUUUAUAUAUUUGAACAUGGCUAUCAUAUCACCCCUUAACCUCCUCUUCUCCAGGCUAAACAUGCCCAGCUCUCUUAGCCGUUCCUCAUAAGGCAUCGUUUCCAGGCCUUUGACCAUUUUGGUUGCCCUCCUCUGGACACGUUCCAGUUUGUCAGUGUCCUUCUUGAACUGUGGUGCCCAGAACUGGACACAGUACUCCAGGUGAGGUCUGACCAGAGCAGAAUACAGUGGCACUAUUACUUCCCUUGAUCUAGAUGCUAUACUCCUAUUGAUGCAGCCCAGAAUUGCAUUGGCUUUUUUAGCUGCCGCGUCACACUGUUGCUUCCCCGUCUCCAAGGGACAUUAAAAAAUAAAAUAUAGGUUUUUUUUCCAUAGGAGAAUAAGCACAAAUGAAACGAAACUUAGGCUACGGUUUGUCAGUCACAUUUGGUAUAGUUAAAGCGGAACAAAAUGUUAAUUCGUUGCUGAAUUGUUUAUUUUAUUUAUUUGAUUACAACUACCCUGUGAGGUAGCAAUUUGUAAGGACGUAGGGGGGAAUGCUGGGAAAUCAACCUCCUCCCCUUAAUUAUGACCCCCCCAAACACUCAGACACAGAUUCCUAGGGACACCCCAAGUUUCCCCCUUCCUGAACCAUUAUUUCUAAUUCAUGAAGUUCUCUCUGUGUUUGUGUGUGUGUACAGUACUCUUAAAGCACAUUUGAGGCACAUCCUUUCCCUCAAAGGAUUCUGGGCCUUGUAGUUUACCCCUCACACAGCUCCUGUUCCCAGCAUCCCUUAGCAAACUGCGGCACCCAGAAUUCUUUGCGGGAAAGGCUUCGCUUUUUUGAAAGUGCUUGAAAGACUUAAGAAGGUUUGGUGUGGCUUGUUGCUUUAAAAAGGAGGUGUCGGCUCCCGUAGCUCCGCCCCGUCAAACCCCGGAUCCGGAAGCAUCAAAGGGGAAAACCGCGUGGGUGGAUCGGAGAGAUGGAGACCGAACAGAAGCGCUUCGAUUCUGGGGAUCUCCCUGCGCUGCGCCGGAUCCUGUGUGAGCAGGGACUGCUGUCCCGUCCUGAUGGAUCUGCCUCCUGGAUGCAGGGUCAGCCGUGGCUUCCUUUCCCUCACCUCCUCCCCCUUUCGUGCUCCUCCAUCUCUGGAUUAUAUCCUUUUAACUAGCGCUAUUGAUACUCCGUAGGUGUGGGGUGCAGACGGGCGUUUCUCAGGUCUCCCCUUCCAAGCUCCUGAGAGCUUUUAAGGUUCUCUUUGGCUCGGGGUCUUUAUUCCCUCGAUAUCGCCCUGUUGCUCCUACUGUUUGGGAUGGGUGUCUGGUCUUUAGUCUCAUAUCUCCCCGGCUCCUUUCUUAGCCCGAGUACCAGAUGCUUAAUACUGAAUACCCUUUGCUUUCCUAACCCCCCUCCAAAACAGAGCUUUUAGAUCAUAGAACUGCAACGUUGGAAGGGGUCCCAAGGGUGAAAUCUACUCCAAACCCCUGCAAUGCAGGAAUCUCAGCUAAAACAUCCAUGACAGAUGGCCUCCGAUCUCUGCUCCAGUGAAAUAGAACCCAGAACCUCCCAAGGGAGUCCAUUCUACUGAGCAACAACCCCUACUGUCAGAAAGUUUUUCCUGAUACAGUAUUUAAUCAGAAUCGCCUUUAUUGUAACUCCCCGCAAGUUAACCCUGGUAGGUUAUGGUUAAAUUACAGAGUUUGCUACCCCAUGGUUUGGUGGUACACCACCAACUUGCAUAGCUUAAAAAGGGAAUUAGGCACAUUCAGGAUGGAUAGGGUAUCGCUGGCUGCUUGUCAUGUUGGCCUUGUGUAUCAAAGGCAGUGUGCCUCUGUAUGCAACUUGCCAGGGAUCACAAGCAGGAGAGCGCUGUUACUCCCAUGUCUUGCUUGUGGGAUUCCCAUGGGCACCUGUCCCUGGUGGCUGGUGCCCAUUGAGAAGGAUAGGGUGGAAGGCAGAGAAUCCAGCAGUUAGGCUUCCAGAGCCAAUGACAAGCACAGCCAACUAAAGCUAGUUUGGCCCCCUGUCCACGUCCUUAACUGAGUUCUGUAAUGACAAUGCCAAAGCUAAGGGGGAGGAUCAAGGGUCUUGAAACCAAGUCUUAUUAGGAAUGGUUGAGGGAGAUGUUUAGCCUGGAAAAGAGGAGACUGAAAGGAGAUAGGAUAGCCAUUUUCAAAUAUGUGAAGGCCUGUCACUUGGAAGAUGGCGCAAGCUUGCUUUCUCUUGCUCUGGACCAUGGGUAGGCAAACUAAGGCCCGGGGGCCGGAACCGGCCCAAUCGCCUUCUAAAUCCGGCCCACGGAUGGUCUGGGAAUCAGCGUGUUUUUACAUGAGUAGAAUGUGCCCUUUUAUUUAAAAUGCCUCUCUGGGUUAUUUGUGGGGCAUAGGAAUUCAUUCAUUCUCCCCCCCCCACCAAAAAAAAAAUAAUAGUUCGGCCCCCCACAAGAUCUGAGGGACAGUGGACCGGCCCCCUACUGAAAAAGUUUGCUGACCCCUGCUCUGGAUGCUAGGACCCACACCAAAUGGAUUCAAGUUACAAGAAAGGAGAUUGUGACUUAUAAGUCAUGAAGAACUUUCUGACAGUAAGAGCAGUUUGAUAGUGGAACAGACUCCCUUAGGAGGUGGUGGACUCUCCUUUCUUGGAGGAAUUUAAGCAGAGGUUGGAUCUGUCAUGGGUGCUUACUAGUUGAGAUUCCUCCAUUGCAGGGGGUUGGGCUAGAUGACCCUCUGGGGUCCCUUCUAUGAAACUGGGAGGCAGUGCUAUGGUCAGAACUGCUUGUAAAUAAGAAAGCAGGCUGGAGGGGGCUGGGUAAGGGCAGACUGCAGUUGCUGGGGCAGGGCCUCAUUUGCCCUAAUGAACCACCUUGUGCUGAAAAAAGGAAAUAAACAGAAUGGAAAAGGCAACUUGUUUGGUUUAGAAAAAAGCUGUGACUGCUUCUUUCCCCUCACCCCAGGGCAGCUGGAUUGUGAACGUUCCUCAGACUUCUUUCUUCUCUCCUCCCUUCAAGGGGACCCUCGCUUCUAUGGUAGCAGUUAGGGGAGGGGGGAGCUGGAUGGUGACUGUUUCAUCACCAAAUUAGGCCAAAUUGUUCAUGCCCCCCUUCCCCUGCUUUUUUCCAGGGGACACUUCAGUACUGGUUGGAGUGUACGGGCCAACUGAAGUCAAGGUCAGCAAAGAGAUCUAUGAUAAAGCUACCCUGGAAGUGCUUCUGAGGCCCAAAGUGGGUCUACCAGGUGAGAAGUAUUGCAAACCGACUCAUAUAUCCCCUUUUGGGAGUUGCUUUGACCCAGGUGCUUGCCCCUAGAAUUUGCAUAAUCGGGGCAAAGUUGGGGCAUGCAGGCCUACUUGCUAAUGUUGGUGUUCGUUUAAAUGAAUAGGUGUCGCGUUCUAAUACUGUAUUUGCAUGCUGCAAUUUGGGAAUUUCUUUCGUGGAGGGCGUUAAAAAUACAAAAGGAGGCGUCGAGUGAAGCAUUUGUGGGGGGCACAGGGCUAUGUGGGCUCGCUAUAAUAUUGACAGGCAGGCUAGUUGUUCCCUUGCACUAAUUGCAAUUUCAGCGAGAGACUCCCAUGUUUAUACCAACUCCAUGCUAGGGGAGGUCCUCAGCCAAUGCACGUUUGUAUAUUGGUAUGCAUGCUGAACUAAUUCAUUUGUGAAAUGCAUAGCUGGUGGGGUUUGUGGCCAGCAGGUGGAGCUAGUUUGCACAGCCCUAUGAUGCCCCCCACCCCAUCCCUGUUCACCUAAAUAAGGCAUAGGCAAACUCCGCCCCCCCCCAGAUGUUUGAGACUACAAUUCCCAUCAUCCCUGACCACUGGGCCUGUUAGCUAGGGAUGAUGGGAAUUGUAGUCUCAAACAUCUGGACCUAAAUCUGCCAUCGUGUAAACCAUCCUCGAUCUGAGAACAAAGGUGGAAUGGGAUGGGAAUUCAGUAAAUCACUUGUUACUGGGUUGGCAUUGGGAGCCAGUGUCCAGAAGGGUGGACACAACUGAUUACUUGCAGUGUCUGGGUGAAAGGUACAGUUAGCUGUAUUUCUAACCCAGUAAGACAGUCAUAGGUGCUGGAUUUCCCAGCUCUGCUGCUGAGAUUCUUCAACAGAAGAUGAAAGUGUUUACCUUCUGUAUUCAACAAGCUACAGUGAGCCUUGGGGGGUCAUAAACUCCCUCAUCCCCUCUCCACUGGUGUGACCGCAAGGAAGAGAUUAGAAACUUCUGAUGUCACUUGAUCACAAUUUAGUGUGUCGCUUAAACCUGUCUUCCACUGCCUCCCACAGUUUGGUCAGACUCAUGUUGGUAGCUUCGAGAACACUGUCCAACUAUCUCGUCCUCUGUCGUCCCCUUCUCCUUGUGCCCUCCCUCUUUCCCAACAUCAGGGUCUUUUCCAGGGAGUCUUCUCUUCUCGUGAGGUGGCCAAAGUAUUGGAGCCUCAGCUUCAGGAUCUGACCUUCCAGUGAGCACUCAGGGCUGAUUUCCUUAAGAACGGAUGGUUUGAUCUUCUUGCAGUCCAUGGGACUCUCAAGAGUCUCCUCCAGCACCAUAAUUCAAAAGCAUCAAUUCUUCGGCGAUCAGCCUUCUUUAUAGCCCAGUUCUCACUUCCAUACAUCACUACUGGGAAAACCAUAGCUUUAACUAUACAGACCUUUGUUGGGAAGGUGAUGUCUCUGCUUUUUAAGAUGCAUGUUUUUAAAUGGGCACAAAACACUUGGAAACCUUUGGGUAACAAGUCUAAUCAUAAGUAAUAAAGCCAUGGUAACGAACAUGGAGCUCCUUAAGAAUGGAUAGGUUUGAUCUUAUUGCAGUCCACGGGACUCUCAAGAGUCUCCUCCAGCACCAUAAUUCAAAAGCAUCCAUUCUUCAGCGAUCAGCCUUCUUUAUGGUCCAGCUCUCACUUCCAUAUACAUCACAACGGUGGUUAAAUGUCCACUAUGGCUUGUUUAAAGAAGCUAGCUUCAUAACACCUGCUUUGAAGAUGGCACGGUUCAAACCCAACUCAUCAUCUGCAUUAAUGACAGCUUGUUGGUUCAGACCAGUGGUGGGUAAUCAAAAUGGAAGUGAACGUUUUCUCCUUGUGGCCAUGCCGGAAGGGUUUGGGGAAUGCUUGGGGAAAUGACUUGUUCUUGUCACAAUAAACUAUGCCUUAGUGUGAUGUCAUUGAGUUAAAACUGCUCCGCGUGUCCCCUGAGUGGGAAGCUCGACGUGUGUCACCUUUGUUAAAUCUUUCAUUAUAUCCAUUUCCAAAAUGUCUCUGCAUGGCAGUGUUAGCAAGUGAAAACUCAAAACUCGUCCCCGUGUUGUUCUAAUUUAAAUUUAGCAUGUGUGCUCACCAUUCAUCUCCUUCCCCCACCCCCAGGAACUAGCAUAAUCAAAAGGUGAGAUGAGCUGUUAUCUUCAUAACCAACUGGGCCAUCUGGUAUCCUGCAGUGAUACCAUCUGGAUAUCUUGUUCCCUCCACAGGGAGCUCACAAAAGAAAAUUGCUGGCAUCAGAGAGAAAAAAAAGAAUUUCUCCCUUUUUUUCCCCACCCGCUGAGACUUUCAGUGCAUGUGAAACCUCCAGAGGGGGCUGGCUUUGCUGUGAAUAAUUAAAUUAAGAAACAAAAGAAUUUGUUUCCUUUUCUGUGGAAACAGAAGAGCUUUAAAAAAAAUCAAAUCCUGCUGAUCCUAUUUGCAGACUUGACGGUAUUAAUGGGAAAAGAGGAAGAGAAGUGUGUCUGGACAUGUGCGUGCCUUUAGGUCCUGCGUACUUAAGGAGAGUAGCUUCUGAUGUGCAAGAUUUUGAGUUUCACAGAAAUCUUUGUUGGGCAUGAAAGGUUCUGUGGAACCUGAAAGCCUGUGUAGGAACAUAAGAAGCUACCUUAUACAGAGUCACACCACUAGCUCCAUCUAGCUCAGUGUUAUGUACACACUGACUGACAUCUGCUCUCUCCAGGAUUUCAGACAGACAGCCUCUCCCAGAAACUAUCUGGUGAUGCUGAGAAUUGAACUGGGAGCAUUCUGCAUGCAAAGCAGAUACUCUGCCAAUGAGCUGGGGUCCUUCCCAUGCUCCUGACUUUAUCUGAAACUAUCCACCUUGCCAACAAAGGUCCGUAUAGUUCAAGCUAUGGUUUUCCCACUAGUGACGUAUGGAAGUGAGAACUGGACCAUAAAGAAGGCUGAUCACCGAAGAAUUGAUGCUUUGAAUUAUGGUGCUGGAGGAGACUCUUGAGAGUCCCAUGGACUGCAAGAAGAUCAGACCUAUCCAUUCUUAAGGAAAUCAGCCCUGAGUGCUCACUGGAAGGUCAGAUUGUGAAGCUGAGGCUCCAAUACUUUGACUACCUCAUGAGAAGAGAAGACUCCCUGGAAAAGACCCUGAUGCUGGGAAAGAUGGAGGGCACAAGGAGAAGGGGACGGCAGAGGACGAGAUGGUUGGACAGUGUUCUCGAAGAUACCAACAUGAGUUUGACCAACCUGCGGGAGGCAGUGGAAGACAGGAGUGCCUGGCGUGCUCUGGUCCACGGGGUCACGAAGAGUCGGACACGACUAAAUGACUAAGCAACAACAAAGCAUCCAAUAAAAAAUAGAAUUUUAUCUGCGUAUGUACCUGCCCUUUGGGAUCAAGACAGCAGCCAUUAAUAGAAUUUGUGAUGUGGGCGGCUGUUUCUUCAAGUGAUUUGUGUCGUGCUGUAGGACCUGGGGUGGGGCGGGGCAUUUCCUGGAUUUAAUCAUUUCAGGUGACAGAAUGCAUGUCUCAACAUUUGCAGGGCUGCUUCAUACAGUGGCUAGUUAAAACUAUGGAACUCACUCCCACAGGAGCCACCAAUGUGGAUAUUUAAAAGUGGAUUGGGGGAGAGGAUUGGACAUGGGAGAUAACUCUUGUCAAUGAGGAAAAGCCUUCCCAUUGCGUUCUGCUGAAUGUAUAAACCCCACUUAAGACUCCCUGUUGCUCAGGGCCAAUAUAAACUUUAAGGCACAGUAGAACAUAGUGCUUUGGAUUCCUAGCCCCAUGGACGCUGGAGAAUUUUUCGGCUUCCCUCAAAAAUGGUGCAUCAUGGAUAAAUAGAACCUCCGUAUGCAGUGGCAGUCUGCCGCCGAGGCCACAUCAAGGUAAAAGGCCAUCAUUUUCCAUACCCUGCUUCUGCGUUGCCUAGAAACAUCCAGCAAGCUGCUGUUAGGGAAUUGGAUGACUAUUGGUCUGAUCCGAGAAGGCAGCCCCGGCGCUUGAGCCUCGGCAGUGUGACCUUUCAGAAGAUGAUUGCUUUGAGCCUCGUAUUUCUCUGUGGCUCACCUGCAGUGCUCUUUGCUUUCCUCCCGCCCAGGUGUCUAUGAGAGAAGCCGAGAGCAGAUGAUCAAGAAGACGUGCGAGGCAGUGGUCCUGGGAACCCUUCAUCCCCGUUCCUCUAUUACGGUUGUGCUUCAGGUAGUCACAGAUGCCGGCUCUGUAUCCUUUCUGAGUAUUAUUAUUAUUAUUAUUAUUAUUAUUACCUGCCCUUCACCCUGAGGUCCCAAGGACAGUGAUAACAGCUAGAUUGCUGGCUGGGAUUCCCUUGAGAUCACAUGCAACCCCAGUUUUAAAACAUCUGUACCAGUUGCCGGUUCAUUUCUAGGCCCAAUUAAAGAUGCUCAUAUUAGUGUUUAAAGCUGUAAAUGACUCAGGCUCCAAAUACCUGAAAAGCCACCUCCUUCCCUCUUAGGUGAUGAGAUCAACCAUGGGUAGGCAAACUAAGGCCCGGGGGCAGGAUCUGGCCCAAUCACCUUCUCAGUCCGGCCCGCGGACGGUCCGGGAAUCAGCGUGUUUUUACACGAGUAGAAUGUGUGCUUUUAUUUAAAAUGCAUCUCUGGGUUAUUUGUGGGGGGCAUAGGAAUUCGUUCACACACACACCCCGUCGAAAUAUAGCCUGGCCCACCACAUGGUCUGAGGGACAGUGGACCGGCCCCCUGCUGAAAAAGUUGGCUGACCCCUGAGAGAGAGGGCCCUUUUGUUUGUUGGAGGGUGGCGCCCCCUAAGUUGUGGAACUCCCACCCCGCAGAGGUGCACCUGACACCUUCAUUACAAUACAUCUUUCAGCAAAUGCUGAAGACCCACCUCUUAGCUCUGACCUUUAACACGGAAGACACAUGUUUUCAGGACCCACCAUAUAUCUGUGAUGGCAAGUCACUUCCAACUGUUUUUAAUGUUGUGUAAUACUGUGGAGGAUAUUAAUAUUGUGUUGCAACUCACUUUGAGGCCUUAGACGGGCGAUAUAAUAAUAGUAAAUGACCCUAACAAUGGUAAUUUAAAAUACAACAUUCAAAAUGGUUUGAAGCAACCGAAAAUUACUGAAAUAUGGUGGCUCCUACAAAUACAGUGGUACCUUGUAUUACAGAUGCUUCAGGUUACAGACUCCGCUAACCCAGAAAUAGUACCUCGGGUUAAGAACUUUGCUUCAGGAUGAGAACAGAAAUCGUGCAGCAGCAGCAGAAGGCCCCAUUAGCUAAAGUGGUACCUCAGGUUAAGAACAGUUUCAGGCUAAGAACGGACCUCCGGAACGAAUUAAGUUCUUAACCCAAGGUACCACUGUAUAGACUUACCUUCCCACUCCGAGGUGGCACUGUUUGGUUUGUGUGGCUACUGCCUGUUUUUAAAUGGGCACAAAACACUUGGAAACCCUUGGGUAACAAGUCGAGUCAUAAGUAAUAAAGCCAUGGUAAGGAACAUGGGGCUCUGGUGCAUUGCUGAAGGGGAGAGUUUGCUGGAACCAUCAAGGGCAAGCACACGCACACGCACACACACCUCUGCUCAGGCUCCCAUCUGACGGCGAUUAAAGAUAGACUUCGUACCGGGGCACCUUGUCAGAUUGUUCUAGCAGUUACGGAGGUAAUGAGUGCAAAUUGCUGCAAGCGAUCAGGAAGUCUUUAUUGCUAAAGCGUCUGAGAGACAGAUGGGCUCAGAUGUUGGAUUGUUUUUCAAUCGUGGGGGUAGAGAAGCGGUUCCUGGGGAGGAAAGUCCUGAAGCCACGAUUCCAGGGCAGUUGCCCUUCAGCAGAGACGUGCCAAUAUUGCACCUCUGAGUCAAACCGGGCCAAGGUGUCCUUGAACUUGCAAUUACUCUUUCUGAGACUAUUCCCUUUUGUGAGGGCUGGGGGACCUGUGGGCCUCCAAACGUUGGACUCCCCACUUCCACCAGCCCUGCCAACAGUCAGAGAUAAUUGCCAACUGCACCACAAUGUGAUCUUGGAUGGACUCCCCACCUUCUCCUUAGUCCUGUUUCUAUAAAAUAAGGGUUCCCCUGGGGCCUUUCCCUGCGCAAGACCUCAUCGUUUUGGGGAAAAUGUCCUCUUCUGGUGUGUAGCAUUCUGGCCAGCGAAAAGGUGGAUGAGGCUUAGGGCAGGAUCCAACCUCUGGCCUGCCUGUGGGGAAGGAUUUUAAGGCAGUGGCAGGGACAGUCCUGAUUCUUUCAGCCACUCGUACGUUGGAGGAAGCGUGAAGUGGUUUAAGUCCUGUGCUGCUCCUUAGAAGCAUUUUUCCUCUUGUGGAGGAACCUUGCUCUUCCCCGACGUCUGAAAGCCCUUCACCAGAUGUCCAACAACAUCUGGAGGGCACCAGGUUGGCGAAGGCAGCUUGCAAGGGUUCGCGCUGGUGAGGGAAAUAAAAGUAAACAUGCAGAUGUUAAGGCCAGCAGGUGGCAGAAGCACUUAAAAAAAAAAGUAUUAUUGAAACACGGCUGUUUUAGGCUAUGCAGUUCAGUUCUUAGGAAGCUCAUUUCUCUACGAAGGGCAGGGGUGGGCCAAUUAACAAUUCUGGAGCCAAAGGUUCCUUAGCAUCCACAGAUUCCUCCCCACUGACCUGCAGCCAUAUUCAUGCAAAAUUCUGUAAUGUCAACAUCCUGGUCAGCAACUCAUUUUGCAAGCAUCCAACUUGAAAGCGGGUUGGUGGUGGCUGAUGGAGCUCCCUCUUUCUCCCAAACUGCUGUAUACGAGGAAGAAAGAGAUGAUUUUGGAAUUGGGAGGGGGGGGGAAUCCACCCUUCUCUUCUUUGGAAGCCCUUUUUGAAAAUGGGUGGGGUGGGGGUUGUGGAGAGCCGUUCAACUUGCUUGCAUGCUCCCCUGUUCCUCUUCCGCUCCACCCGUCACAUCCAUCUACCCAUUUUAUGGAUGGAUUGGAGGAAGACUGAGAGUGAAUAACGAGGAGGACAGUGGUCAGAUCUAGCCCUGGAUUGCUGGUUGCUGAUUCCUGAUCACAGAUGAUGGUAUUUUAUGUGAGCAAAAGCAAAUAAAUAUUAUGAUAUUGCACAUUCUACCAUAUAAUUACAAGUACAGUGGUACCUUGGGUUACAUAUGCUUCAGGUUACGUACGCUUCAGGUUACAGACUCCGCUAACCCAGAAAUAUUACCUCGGGUUAAGAACUUUGUUUCAGGAUGAGAACAGAAAUUAUUCUCCGGCAGCGCAGCAGCAGCAGGAAGCCCCAUUAGCUAAAGUAGUUCUUCAGGUUAAGAACAGUUUCAGGUUAAGAACGGUUAAGAACUUAACCCGAGGUACCACCGUAAUCUUUUCCCCAGUUCAGUUUAAACAAAAAUCUAUAGGUCAUACGUCUCAGAUGCCAUUAACUUAAGUGGAGUCUCUGGCCGAGGUGGUUCCUCGUACUAAUCUGCUUCUGGCAUAAUCAGGGUGGUGAAUGUGGACAAAAACUGCAAUUAAGCAGACAAUGGAAGUCAUAGGGGCCAGGCAGAAACGGGUUAAGGAAGGAAGGGCUUCUCUGUGGCACAUUAAAUCGGUUGUCUUUGCUGGAUGCAUCUGCCAACUGGGUUUGUGGCUGCCACUGGUGUUCAGCCUAAUAGCAUUCCAGUCAACCCAGAGCCAUUAAUAAAAGCUUGAGGGAGGGAGAGAAAUAUUAGCUUCUGCCAGGUGUUCUGCGGAAAGGAGAAAUGGGGCUGUUUUCUGGCUGAUCACAGCAAUUCUUCUUGGGAUGCAGGCAUUUUGAAUUAGGGAACGAGUGCAGACUUUGGCCAAAUGCAGGAAAAUCUUUGUAUCCCCCCUCCCAUCCAAAAAUAAAAAUAAAAAUCCCUGUGGCAUAUAUAACAGCAUUUGCUUCAACACCUUUUCCUGACACUCCUGUCUCUCAUCAGCAGGGCGCUUAAUCGUCUUAUACAGCUCAAACCUAGCCCACUUUAAAAAUCUUGGAUUUUAAUUUUUGCAAAAUCUUGUGACAUCAAUAGGAUGCCCUUUCCUUACAUAGUUACAUAAAAAAAUAUAUCCAAAGGUCCAGAAAGUUCUGUUGGAAGUAGGUUAGGGAGGGAGUUGCUGUGAUUUGGGGGCCUGUUCUCCCCCGCCCCCAAGUUUCAUAAUUUAUAUCCUGCCUUGAGAACCAGGAAGUCGUCCCAGCUCUGCAGAUAAGUAAUCCUGAUCAGUAAACCUAUCCGGCUGCUUGCUGCUGUGUCAGAUAUUUGAGGGAUAUCUAGGAUUCAGUCUAGGAUUAUCGGCUGCAUCCCAGAUAUCAGUGUCCCAGGGCAGCUAGGCCACGGGGUCGUAAUUGGCAGAUUUCCACCUGUUUCCAAAGUGGCGCAGUUUAUCUGUUUGUUUCUUCCGGUGACAAAUGACAGCGCUGGCGUUUCUGACGGGGCCUAAAUGUGGUGCGGGAGAGAUUAACUCCGGGUGCCGCGGUGUUUUAUCAAAUCUGAAUAUACAGUGGCUCGGAGGGAAUUAAUGCAGUUUCGUUUGGAGAGCGGUGAGUGCUUUCAUUUUGCCUGCGCUGAGGUUGUCUGCCUGGUUCCAUGGCCCCUCCAGCCUGGCAGUGGUGGGGUGGAGAAACACAGAACCUUCUUCCCUGCAAACUUAAUCAGGUUUCAUUACCGUAUUUUUUGCUCCAUAAGACUCACUUUUUCCCUCCUAAAAAGUAAGGGGAAAUGUGUGUUCGUCUUAUGGAGCGAAUGCAGGCUGCGCAGCUAUUCCAGAAGCCAGAACAGCAAGAGGGAUUGCUGCUUUCACUGCGCAGCGAUCCCUCUUGCUGUUCUGGCUUCUGGGAUUCAGAAUAUUUUUUUUCUUGUUUUCCUCCUCCAAAAACUAGGUGCGUCUUGUGCGUCUUAUAGAGCGAAAAAUACGGUAAUUAAGAUUCCCGACUGGCUCUGUACCCUAACAUUUGAGAUGGAGGCUAAUUUCCUCAUCGCAUUGGCUUUGAGAAAUCCUGUGAGGCAGGAGGGGAGCCCUGGGAAGCAGGACUUGUGAGGAAGGCUGACUUGCCCCGAGCCAUCCUGCAGCGAAGAUGGAAGUUGAGUAAAGCACAGAGAUGUCUGAUGCUCAGUCCUUGGGGUUGCAGUAACUCUGUAGGGUAUCUCUGAGGUCUCCAGAGUCUUGCCAGAAACUGCUUGCCAGUUAAAAAGCUUAAGGGACCAUUAGGUCCAGUCGUGACCGACUUUGGGGUUGCGGCGCUCAUCUCGCUUUACUGGCUGAAGGAGCCGGCGUACAGCUUCCAGGUCAUGUGGCCAGCAUGACUAAGCCGCUUCUGGCGAACCACAGCAGUGCACGGAAAUGCCAUUUACCUCCCGGCUGGAGCGGUACCUAUUUAUCUACUUGCACUUUGAGGUGCUUUCGAACUGCUAGGUUGGCAGGAGCUGGGACCGAGCAAUGGGAGCUCACCCCGUCGCGGGGAUUCGAACCACCGACCUUCUGAUUGGCAAGCACCACCUGCGUCCCACCGCUUGCCAGUUAACCCUCUUGUAAAUGUCCUGCCGCUGUUACGGAGCUGUUUCACACCUGAGAGCUAAAUGAGACCGCUUGUUGGUCCAGCUUGGGAGGUGGAUCUCCUGGCACCCAGGAAAGCUGCAGCACAUGGCAGUGCCCUUCCAUAGCUAUUCGUAGAGCAUCCUUCCCCUGGAGCCCAAGCUUACCUCCUACCUGUUCUGUUUACCUACUGAGGAACAGGGAUUUUUCUAGCAGGCUUGCUGACCCUCUGCCUCUUCCCUAUUCGCUGCUGUUUUUCCUACGCCCCUCUGAAAGAACAGGAUGCUAGACUAGAUGAGCCUUUGGUAUGAUCCUGCAGGGGUGUUCUUGAUUUCCUAGGCCUUCUCUUGUGGUGCGUGACGGCUGCCAGUUUCAUGAGGCCCUUCUCCGUGUGCCUCCACACAAGGAUGGCAGCACAAGAACAGGGCCUUUUCUGCGGUGGCUCCCUGUUUGUCGGAUUCUCUCCCCAGGGAAGCUCGCCUGGUGCCUUCCUUACAUAUCUUUCGGUAUCAGCUUGGUCUCCGAUUUCCAUAUGUGCGUGUAUUAAAAGUCCUCCCUGCCCUGACGGCUAGUUCUUAGCCAUGGCAGCUAACUUAAUCCUCCGUGUUCAGAGAAAGUUUACCUCCAUGUACCAAAUGCUGAGGACAAACCGCAGGGAAAAGCCUGUGGUGCCCUGCUUGCGGGCUUUCCCAGCGGGGCAUUUGGUUGGGAGCACAGGUGGCUAAUCUGUGGCCCUCUGGAUGCCCUUGGACUCCAUCAUCCCUGGCAAAUCGUCAGGGAUAAUGGGAGACCAGCAACCUCAAGGGCCGCCUUUCCCCAUAUAAACUGUUCUGGACUCUGCAUUCAUCAUCUGAGGCCCUUCUCUGUGUGCCUCCUCCACACAAGGGUGGCAGCAUGAGAACGGGGCCUUUUCUGCGGUGGCUCCCUGUUUGUGGGAUUCUCUCCCCAAGGAGGCUCGCCUGGUGCCUUCCUUACAUAUCUUUCGGUACCAGGCAAAAACAUUCCUCUUCAACCAGCCUUUGGCUGAUUAAUAUUCUACAGCCUUUUAUAUGUGUUUUUUUUGGGGGGGGAGGGGGCAUUAUUGUUUCCUUGUUGUAACUGUUUCCUUGUGUUUUUACCUUGUAUUGUGAACCACCCUGAAAUCUUGCGAUGAAGGGAAGUACAGGCAUACAUCAUGUUACGUUUGCUUCAGGUUGCGUCCUGCAGCGACCCAGAAGUACCGGAAAGGGUUACUUCCGGGUUUUGCCGCUCGCGCAGACGCGCAAAAUGACGUCACGCGCAUGCGCAGAAGUGGCGAAUCGCGACCUGCGCAGAAGCGGGUUGCGUUCCUUUCAGGUUGCGAACGGGCCUCUGGAACGGAUCCCCUUCGCAACCAGAGGUACCACUGUAUAUAAAUCAAAUAAAUAGAUAAAUAAGUCUGGAGGGCUGCAGGUGAGCCAGCCUCGAGGUAGAUCUUUGGUGUGAUCCAGCAAGACACUUUUGACACAGGAUAGGCAAUAUCCCCCAGGGUGUAGGUUGGUUUGCCCCAUGGCUUAAUGGGACAAUUCUGUGUGGCCUGUGCUUGUGUCCUCCUUCCCCGCCCCCUCGUACUGCGGGUAGCUAUUUCGAGAGCCCGGCCUUGCAGCCCCCUCUUUCUCCUCCCCGAGCUCCCAGAUCCGGCCUCUGAUUAGUCUCUUUCCUCCCAAGGCUUUUGCCAUCUCAGUUAGUCAGCGCUGGAUAACAAGAGCUGCCAGCCCUCGUUUCCAUCUGCCACUGAGCAUCCCAUACGAUGCCGGCUGAUUAACCUGGAAAUGCAGGAUGCCAGGAGUGAGAGAUGCUUUGGACUUCCCCCAUGGCUCAGCCAUUAAAAAGAAAAAGAAAAAGCAAACACACACACAAAAAACCACCACUGUUCGUUGGGGCCAUACAGGGAGGAUAACCUUGAGACCUUGCAGGGAGGAUAAUAUUGCAGAAAGGCGCCUCCAUCCUUCUGCAGCCUGGAUUAAGCCAUCAUUUGGUUUCUAGGGGGAGGAGAAAACCAAAGGAGCUACCGAACCUGGGCCCGGCUGAAAAUGGGGUUGGGGAAAGGCAGAAGCAGGAAACGGAUGGAACCAGUUACUGAUUACUUGGGCGCCCUGGGCAGAAUCCACUCUGGCGCUAAGGAGAUCAUUAGGUCAGCAUGAGGAUUUCAGCCUGUGCAAUGGAAAAUUCUCCCCCUCUGAACCUGUCCUAGGGGUUCUCCUAACCCUUCGGAGCAGAUUUGGGGAGGGAAGAGGAAAGGCCUGUUGUGCAGGUGGAUAUCCUUGUGUUGAUGGGACACAGCAAGCAAAUUCCUCCUGGUCUCUCUACCCUUUUCCGCAGCCGAUAAGCCGCGUGUUGGAACCAGGUUGUGAUCACAGGAGGAGAAGCAGGCAUUUAUGAAACCAAACGGGCCGUAGAGGUCACGAAAUGUUUUCUACCACCCGCAAGCACACGUGUAAUGCUGAAAUGUGCAUCUGAGACCCUGCUUACCCUGAAACAAGGACAGAGGCAAUGGUAGGAUGUGUUUUCGUUGCUCCCCCCAUGCUUGACUGGGCUUGGAGAGUUGACAUUUUCUGCAUUCUUCCAAGCUGCUUCGCCUCCCUCCACCCCAACCUUGUUAGGUCCAGAAAGAAGAAACUUGAAUACAAUCAAUCAUUGUGUUUGACUGGUUUAUCUGCGCUUCUUCUCCAUGCUGGUGGAAUAUCCUGUCUCUGGUUUCAUAGAAUUGUAGAGUUGGAAGGGACCCCUGUGGUCAUCUAGUCCAACCCCCUGCAGUGCAGGAAUCUCAACUAAUGCAUCCAUAACAGAUGGCCAACCAACCUCUGCUUAAAGGCCUCCAAGGGAGUCCGUUCCACUGUUGAAGUGGAUCCACUCCUUGGUUCUUUGAUAAUUGGAGGUUGCCUGUGGCCUUCCUCAAUUUCUUAGCAGUGCCUUUCCCAACCUUUUGCCCUCCAGAUGUUUGCUGGCUGGGUUAGUGGAACUGAUAGUCCAGAACAUCUGGAAGGCACCAAGCUACAGAAGAAGGCUUGCCCUAGCAAUUUGUGAAAAAUAUUUACUGCUGAUACCGUAAUGCCAUUAUACAGAUCUAUGGUUUUAAAUGCAGUGUAAGGUAGUCUCUAUGGGAGUAUAUUGUAUUUAAUUAUGGGGUAUCAGAGUUUUUAGGGGCUAACCAGGCUGGGAUAGCUGGGAUAGCAGGCUCGUUGGUUUCUGAAUGUCUGAUGUAGAUUUUCAAUUUCGUUGUUCUGUAUGGGACAAUGACAGUAAAGAUUAUCGUAUCGUAUGGUGCAAGUGCAUUUGGAAUACUGUGUGCUGUUCUGGUUGCCUUGCCUCAAAAUGGACACGGCAGAGUUGGAAAAGGUUCAGGAAAAAAAUCGACCGAAAUGAUCAAGGGGAUGAAGCGACUCUCCUAUGUGGAAAGGUUGUAGCAUAUGGGUCUUUUCAGUUUAGAGAAAAGGCAAGUGAUAGCUGACAUGAUAGAAGCUUAUAAAAUUAUGCACAGGGUGGAGAAAUAGGAUACAGGAAAGCUGUUUUUUUUCUCUCUCUCUCCUAACACAAGGAUUCGGGGACAUAGAAUGAAAAUGAAUGUUGGAAGAUUCAAGGCAGACAAAAGGAUAUAUUCUUAACGCAGCGCAUCAUUAAACUGUUGAUCUCGCUUCCCCAGGAGGCAGUGAUGGCCACUGAUGUAUGUGGCUUUAAAAGAGGAUUGGACCGAUUCAGGGUGAAGGCUGUUGAUGGCUUCUAGCCAUGAUGGCUGUUCUCUGUUUCCGCAGCUGGAGACAGAAACACUUCUGAAUACCAGUUUCUGGAAAGCAAAGGAGAGGAGAGGAGGCUCUUGUUUAUAUAUAAAAUUUUUAUUAGUUUUUUAACAUAUCGUUUUCAGCAGUAAUUAAACAUACUUUUACAUCUUAUUCAAUUUUUUUGACUUCCGUCAAUCCUGUCUGAAAAUUUUCCAAUCUAAUCUCUUAGUAUGCAUUUCUUAUCUUCCCUAUUACAUUUCAAACUCAUAACCAAUAUCUCUUAUCUUUUUCUACUUUGUAACACUUUGUAUAUUUCUCCAUACAAAACUUCUUGUAGUCCUACUAGCGUAAUUUGUUGAUUACAGUUGCUCUUCAAAUAAUUCAUAUACUUCUUCCAAUCUUCUGUCUUCCUCUGGUCCCGCAGGUUUCGAAUCCUUCCUGUCAUUUUGUCCAAUUCUGCAUAGUCCAUUAUUUUCGUCUGCCAUUCUUCUUUUGUCGGAAUUUCUUCUUGUUUCCAUUUCUGGGCUAACAAUACUCUUGCCGCAGUUGUUGCAUAUAAAAACAAUUUAACAUCUUGCCUGUUAAUGUCCUGACCUAUAAUACCAAGUCAAAAUGCUUCUGUUUUUUAAAAAAAAUGUAUAUUUCAACAUCUUUUUCAUCUCAUUAUAUAUAAUUUCCCUGAAGUUCUUUACUUUUUUACAUUCCUGCCCUUCUUACGUUCUUCUGUGUUGUGCUGUGUGCCGUUGCUGAUGCAAGCUUGUUCCUGCCUCCUAAGGGUCAUGUUUUUUUCCUUAAUGAAACCUCUUCCGCUGUAGCUACUAGCAAGCUGCUUGAAUGCCACCUGUGUGGGUCUGAUGGACGCUGGGCUACCCAUGAAGUCCUUGUUCUGCGGAGUGACAUGUGCUUUGGACGCGGAUGGCAACAUCACCCUGGACCCCACAGCGAAGCAGGAAAAGGUGGGUAUCCUGAUGUCUCAGCAAGGGGGUGGAAUGCCUUUGUUCUUUCUGGUGGCAGGGAGUUCCAGAAAUCAACGGUGCACUGAUUUGAGGAGAGGUGGGAGGAGGAAACGUGCCUUCAGCUUGAAAUAAAGAAGGUGAAAUUUGCUGGGCUUAGUCACCUUAUCCUGGCAGGAUUCAGUACGGUCUAGUAAAAAAGAUGGGCCAAUGCUAUCUGCAUUUGGGCUCCUGCAUUAAUUGGGUAGAAGAGGAGGUUUUUGAUAGAUGCAUCUUUUCAAGCGCCUGUCAUAGCUGUCAACUUACAGAUUUGAAAAUAAGGGACCAGUAGCCUAGAAAAUAAGGGACCAGCAGCCAGAAUAAGGGAUUUUCAGAGCACAGAUAUGUUCAACUUCUGAGCCCCUCCGAGCCAAAGCAGAAAGCCCAGCCAGCAGCCAGCAGCCAAACGAAACCUCAAGCAGUGGUUCCCACAGCGCAAAGGGGAUGCAGCAAGGAAAACCACCGUCACCUCUCCGCUGGGAAGCGCUGAGCAAAGGCGAGUCCCCAGGCAACGCGGCUGAUUUGAUCGGCACAAGGCAUGCAAGCUCCACCCCCCAGUCGUUCUUAGACUCCUUAUUGGGUGAGCAAUGCAGCCUAGCAACGCAGCUGGAGCCUCCCUCCUCCCUGGCUGGCAGGGAGGGAGGGAGAGGAGCUGCUUCCUUUGAAACCCGGGAAAUUUAAGGGACAUCAUCAAUAAGGGACAGCAGCGGGACACGGCGCUGGGAUAAGGGACUUUCCUGCCAAAUAAGGUACGGUUGACAGCUAUGGCGCCUGUAUUGCUGCAGGGCAACAAGUCACCCCUCUGAAAGAUCAGGGGAAGGACGUAACUCAGUGGCAGAGCAGCUGCCUCGCAGGCAGGAGGUCCCAGGAUCAAUCCUACAUAGGGCUGGGAGAGAUUCCUGCCUGGAACUGGAGAACUGCUGCCAGCUGGUGUAGACAAUACUGAACUGGAUAGACCAAUGGUCUGGUUCAGUAUAAGGCAGUCUCCUCUGCUCCUGAAAUUGGGCUGGAUGGUAGGUGGGACUGGAUGCAUGCGACUGACCCCUGGGCCACAGCAUCCCUCCAGGUGAGUGCUGCCUACUAAGGGGAAGGAGGACUGUGGGCUCCUGAGGCGUUCACAAAGUAAAGGAAGGAUUGAACUCUGAUUAAUAAGAAUACACACAGAGGCUUGAACCAGCAAGACUCUGGGAAGGGUGCGUAUAAUAAUCUCUCUCUCCACCCCCUGGCCCAGGUCGUUUUAUUCACAAAAGAACUUUUUACAGAGUGUUCGAAAGAACCAAUCAGAUUUCUUCUGAGCAUUUCAACAAACCCCAAGUGGGGAAAAGUUAAACUACCAAAACUAAUUAAGCACACAUAUUUCUGGGGUAAGCAACCCCGAAGGUGAUAAACAAGCAAUAUACAUGAUAAGAAGGAUGGCCAGGAGGACCGCGAUCAUUAUCACCUUUAUGUGAGAUCUGUUUCCUGGCUCUAAGAUUAACAUCCUGGGAUUAACAUAUCAGAAAGGCUACUUCAAAGAAGCUGCCCACUGUCUUUGAUGACCCAGGAUGCCUGCCUGUCUAAGUGGGUAUGUGACUUGUGAAGAAAGAGAAAUGGGCAGUAGAGGAAAUGGCCAGAGAUGCAGAGGGUUGUGGGAUUUGAUCAGAAAUUAUUGUCAAUGUAUCAAUCCCAGUCAACACAAUGCAUUCAUCGUGGACACAAUGGCUUGAUGCAUAUUUUAUAAUUCCUCAUAGUAAUCCCACCUGACCCCACACUCUGGAUAUUUGCGCUCCUACAGGCUCCCACAGGUGGGUCCAGUACUUGCGGGCAGCUGGCUCCAAGCAUGUUCUGGAGAUCUAGCCAGGCAGCUGGCACCCUUGCACCUCCUCUUUGGGGAAGAGAGUUUUGAGACUUACCUGCACGUGUCAUGGUAUAAGAUAACCUACUGCUCUGGCUGGGGUUAAUGGGAGCUGUAGUCCAAAGCAUCAGGGGAGAGGGAACCCAGUUGAGGAGAGACAGAAAAACAGAGCACCUGUGUUUCUUUGUAAUAGUAAUAAUAAUAAUAAUAAUAAUAAUAAUAAUAAUUUUAUUUGCAUCCCGCCCUCCCUGGCCAAGGCCAAGCUCAGAGCGGCUAACAAAAAAACAACACAAUAUGCAUAAAAACAGACAUCAAUUAAUUAAAAUACAUCUUAAAAUUAAUUCAGACAAGUUAAAAUCUGGGCAGGUGGCAAUUAUCAGGUUGGAAUUGAGAGUGGUUGAAGAAAGGGGGAAUGCAAAAGCCGUGAGAGCCAGACGUUUUGGGUUCUGGUUUCUCCACCAUUGGCAGGGAGAUGAGGUUAGCCGUGAAGUCUCUAACCCUGGGGGCUUCUGGGAUCCCACCCGCAGCGGCGGCAGGGGAGAAGGUCGUAGGUCGUUGGGGAUCUCUGGCUUUUGGCUAGGCUCCCAUUCACCCAGGUUGCCUUCACUCCCCGCUUGCCCUCCAGCAGGCGCACAGUUGGCCCAGUGCCACGUGCCACAGAAGGGAUGCAGACCUAUCGUUCGCUCCUUUAUCUGCUCGGGUGGGUAAUUGCUUAUGGUGACCUGACAGGUCAAUAGCUCUCUCUUUCUCUCUCUCUGCCUCCCUGUCCCCUGCUGCCUGGCCCUCGCUGCCUUUCCUAAUGGCUUUGCUCCUUUUUAUCGGCCAGCGGAUUCCAUCCAUCGCCAGCUGCCUUCUCUACCCAGGGCUCCCCUUAAUCAACUGCAGUUUGGCUCUGUCUGCUGCCUGCUCUCUCUUGAAAGCUUUCCCCAGAAAGAUUGGGAUGGGCCCCCAAUUCUUAACAUAGCACGUAAUUUAGUUCUGUGCAUUGCCAGCCCAAAGAUGGCCUGUUUGGCUUGGAGACGGUUAAGAGCAGGGAGGAGGCUUGCAGAUCCAUGUACCAUAGCAUUCUCUGCCUGGAUGAAUCAUGCAAGCCAUUUUUUUAAAAAAAAAAUGCACCUUCCAGUUUUCUGCCGUAUAACCAAAGGACAUUUUCUCCAUUUCUCAUUCCAGUAAUGCCUUGGGGGAAAUUCAGAAGGUGAAGCCAAUUAGGUGCAAGAACAAUUUAAUGAAUAAUUCCCAGUGUGUUUCAAAUAUCUUUAUCAGGGGAAAUUUAUUCCACAUUUAAAUAGAUGCAAAGUUGCAUCUCCUUCUAGAAUUUCGUUUGCAGGGGGAAGAGUGUCUCCAGGCAUAACUGAUGACCAAUCCAGUCUUGAAACUGUUCUGUGUCUCACACAGUAUCUGCAGAAGAUUAUAUUUUUAUAUUCUGCAGUAAUCCAGAACAGCACCCUAACUUUAUCCUUAGGCAAGCACUGAAUGUUUGUUCCUUUUAAGGGGGGGGGGGGAAAUCCCAUCCUCUGUCACCCUAAUUCUGAGGACAACCAGAUGGUUAACUGACCCAGAUUAUGCUUUGUUAUUUUCUUCACUUCUCCACCAUUAUAUAUCUGUAAACUGACUAGCGCUAAAAGUUGGUUACAAAUUAUAAGCAGUCACAAGAACAAUUCACAUAAGUAAAUCAAUUCAGCAGUAGAAACUAAACUGAAUUAAAUUGCUGAACAUUUAAACAGCAGCAGGAAAACAGCAAAACUUAAAUAGGCCAGGUCUGAUUUAAUCAGCCAGAUUCAGACAGCAGAACGUUGAGCAGAAAGCCUUAACAGUAACAACUAAGUCACCAAGUGGACAUUUUUGGGACAUUUUUGUACAGUCACAGUUGCUACCACAGAAAUGUCAUAUCUCAAAAAUGGCUUGAGAAUGAGAGGUAGAAAAUUAAAAAUUUUAAAGUCAUAUAUUCAGUUGCCCACCACACUUCUCAAAUCUAGAGAAGCACAUUUGACGCUGAUCCUGUCAGGUGGGGAAUUUUCAUACGCUUGAAGGUCCAAGGGAGAGGGGGAAGCAAAGACCAGUUAAUACACCUUUUUUGAAAGCCUUGUACAGCUUUCUACAACUUUUAUCACACGUCUGUGCUUGUCCCAGGAGCCUAUGCUGGUCUGUCCCCACCCCCAGGAAUACUCAUAAGUAAUGGGCCAGUUGCAAUUGCAGACUGAGCUGUAUUUCAGCCAGCAAAUCUUGGAGACUAGACUUUUGCAAUCACACACAGAGGUGGUUGUUGUAGGUAAGAAAAUAAUUAAGUUGUUUAUGGUACAAAUACAUAACUUGGAUAGAAAAGUUCCUAGUUCUAGUCUAACUAGUCUAGAGAAGAGCAAGGUUUGCUCCUUUGUCCUCUAGGAUAGUUAAAGAUGAUCACUCAUCUUGCGGUCUGAAAGAGGAGGAGGAAGUUGUGAAACAGGAUGCAACCUAAGACAUAAUCAGUCUGGUUAGAGUGUGGUGCUGACAACGCCAAGGUUGCAGGUUCAAACCCCAUAAGGGACAAUUGCAGGGGGCUGGACCUUCCAACCAGUGAUUCUAUGAAAUGAACAACAAAGAGAGAGAGAGAGAGAGGUCAGCUCAAGAGGUUAAAGAUACAGGGAUGGUCUAGCAAUCUGGAGGUCCUUAAUGCUAUCAGCUUUAAUGCAUUCAAAACCUCUCUUCCAACCCCCAAGCUUCCAACACAAAGUCCCUCCUGAGUUACAAUACUGUAUUUCGCUGUUAUUAUUUUUAACAAGGCUCUUUCAAAAAAGAAAAGAAAGGAAAUAUCUAGGGAAAUGUGGAGGUAGGAUUCAGUGCAACUACUUCCAAAGACAUAGUAAUUAUGCCAGUUUAAAGUUCCUGUAUUUAGGUUCCGGAUGUUGUACAGCUAUUCCUUACCCUCUCAGAUCCCUUAACCACAAAAUUUCUGACUGGGGCCCUGACCCCAAUUUACCACCUUCUAGAGCUGGUUAUGGGUCACGGUAAAGGUAAAGGGACCCAUGACCAUUUAGGUCCAGUCAUGGCCGACUCUGGGGGUUGCGGCGCUCAUCUCGCUUUAUUGGCCAAGGGAGCCGGUGUACAGCUUCUGGGUCAUGUGGCCAGCAUGACUAAGCCGCUUCUGGUGAACCAGAGCAGCACACAGAAAUGCUGUUUACCUUCCCACCGUUUACCUUCUACUUGCACUUUGACGUGCUUUCAAACGGCUAGGUUGGCAGGAGCAGGGACCGAGCAACAGGAGCUCACCCCGUCGUGGGGAUUCAAACCGCCGACCUUCUGAUCGGCAAGUCCCAGGCUCUGUGGUUUAACCCACAGCACCACCCGGGUAUAUUGUGGCUCUUAUCACAUCUAACCGCUGGCCAUGUAGGCAAAGACCGCUGGUCCCGCAAUACUUGGAGUGUCAGUUAGGUUUACCCAUCCUGGCUUUCCGCCUCUGGAUCUUGAUUGUAGAUCUGCAAACCUCAGGGCCUUUUUUUUCUUCUUGCAGGAAGCCCAGUCGGUCCUGACGUUUGCCAUUGACAGCAUUGAGAAGAAGGUGUUGAUGUCAAGCACAAAGGGGACGUGUUCAGUGGAGCAGGUGAGUCUAGAAUGGCCUGGCCCGGGCCAGUUGCAUUGAACCUCAACGAGUUCAGAUUCCACGCCAAAGGUCUCUGUGUAUUUACUUGUGGCAUCUGUUUGUCAGAGUCCACUUUGAAUAAUCUUUGAGGAGCAUUCACUGCAGUUGCAAACUCACAAGGAACAAUUUAAGCAGGAUACACGUGCAUUUGCUGCCCGCCUCUGAAUGUCAGUUGCUGGGAAUCGCAGGUGGGCAGAACACAAUUGAAGAAGGGUGUUGAUAAGCUGGAACAUGGGUAGGCAAACUAAGGCUCGGGGGCCGGAUCCAGCCCAAUUGCAUUCUAAAUCCGGCGCGCGGACAGUCCAGGAAUCAGAGUGUUUUUACUUGAGUAAAAUGUGUGCUUUUAUUUAAAAGGCAUCUCUGGGUUAUUUGUGGGGCAUAGGAAUUCGUCCCCCCCAAAAAAAAAUAUAGUCCGGCCCCGCACAAGGUCUGAGGGACAGUGGACUGGCCCCCUGUUGAAAACGUUUGCUGACCCCUGAGCUGGAAGGUGUGCAGAGGAGGGCAACCAAGAUGAUUGUUGUUGUUUAGUUGUUUAGUCGUGUCUGACUCUUCGUGACCCCCUGGACCAGAGCACGCCAGGCACUCCUGUCUUCCACUGCCUCCCGCAGUUUGGUCAAACUCAUGCUGGUAGCUUCGAGAACACUGUCCAAACAUCUCGUCCUCUGUCGUCCCCUUCUCCUUGGGCCCUCCAUCUUUCCCAACAUCAGGGUCUUUUCCAGGGAGUCUUCUCAUCACAUGAGGUGGCCAAAGUAGGGGUUUGGAAACUAACCCUUACAAGGAGCACUUGAAGGAGCUGGGUAUGUUUAGCCUGGAAGAGAGGAGACUGAGAGGAGAUAUGACAGCCAUCUUCAAAUAUCUUAUGGGCUGUCAGAUGGAAGAAGGAGCAUGCUUGCUUUCUCCUGCUCUGGAGGGUAGGACUCAAGUAGGCUUUAUGUUGCAAGAAGGGAGAUUCCGGCUAAACAUCAGGACACUAAGAGCUGUCCAACAAUGGAACAGUCUCCCUCGGGAAGUGGUGGACUCUCCUUCAUUGGAUGUUUUUAAGCAGAGGUUGGAUGGCCAUCUGUCAUGGAUUAUUCAGUUGAGAUUCCUGCAUUGGGAAUUCCCUUGGGGGUCCCUCUAUGAUUCUAUGACCUGAUUUUGGGCAUCUGAUUGGCUCCUGUGAGACCAGGAUGCUAGCCUAGGUAGGCAUCCUUUAAGGGCCUCGCCUGGGCUCUUCUUUUUUUUUUUUUUUUUUUAAUAUAAAUUUUAUUUUAUAACACCAUACAAACAAAAAAGACAAACACAACACAUUCACACCAAAAAAACAUAUGCAUACAUAUACAUACUCCUGACAUAAGACAACAACAAAUUAACUACAUUAACUACUUAACACACAACACUGACUGACUUCCCUUCAUCUCGGUUUCGGAAUGUGUUAUAAAAUUUUCUAUCUGCAGUUUCUUUUCCUCAAAAAAAUUCUUUACAUCACAAGUGUUAUAUCGCACCUACUGUGUUUUUUAGUUUUUUUUACCUCUGUUUCCAUGUAUGCCAUGAAUUUAUUCCAAUCUUUAUUAAACUUUGUGUCUUUUUGAUUUCUUAUUUUCUGUGUCAUUUUUGCCAAUUCUAGAUAGUCGAGUAGUUUCGAUUGCCAUUCAUUUAUGGUUGGGAUUCUUGGUGUCUUCCAAUUCUGCGCUAUUAGAGUUCUGGCGGCCACUGUCGCGUACUGAAAGAGUGUUUGAUCUUCCUUUUGGAUUUCCUCUCCAAUUAUCCCCAGCAAAAAGGCUUCAGGUCUCUUUAUAAAGGUAUAUUUAAAGAUUUUUUUUAGUUCAUUGUAGAUAGAUUCCCAAAAUUUUCUAAUAGGCUCGCACAACCACCACAUAUGAUAAAAAUCGCCCUCCUUAAUCUUGCACUUCCAGCAUAAUUUAUGACCAGUUUUAUAUAUUUUUCCCAGUUUUACGGGCGUUACGUACCACCUGUACAUCAUUUUGUACAUAUUUUCCCUGAGUGUUGUGCAUGCCGAGAAUCUCAUACCUUUAUUCCAUAGUGCCUGCCAUUUAUCAAACUCUAUGUUAUACCCAAAGUCCAUUGCCCAUCUCACCAUUACCUCCUUUACUUCUUCAUCUUUGGUGUCCCAUUCGAGCAACAGGCUAUACAUUUUCGAUAGGAGUUUUGUUUUACUUUCUAAUAUUUCAAUCUGGACUCUCGAUUUUUCUCACUUAUCCCAUUUUUUUAUCCUCGGUCCAGAUAGAGUUGAUUUGAUGAAAUUGGAUCCAACCUGUCAAUUUGUUCUUUAUUUCUUCAUAUGGCCUAAUCCUCCAACCGGUCUCUGUUUUUACUAAUAAAUCUUCGUAGGUCCAUCUUUCUCCUUCGAUAUUUUUUUUUUUAUUGUCAGGAUAUCGAUUGGCGAAAGCCACCAAGGGGUAUUCUGUUCCAAUAAUUUUUAUUUCUUUCCCACACCUCCAGUAAUGGCCCUCUGAAGAUAUGGUUAGAAAAUCCUUUAUGGAUCUUUCCCUUAUUACGCCAUAGGUAAGCGUGCCAACCGAAUCUUAAAUCAAAUCCUUCUAAAUCUAGCAGAUCUUUAUUUUUAUAAUAAUCCAAUCCUUGACCCAACAGAGGCAUGAGGCUUCAUAAUAUAACUUUAAAUUUGGGACUGCGAAUCCUCCUCUAUCUCUUUGGUCUGUGAGUAAUUUGAAUCUGAUUCUCGGCCUUUUUCCUUGCCAGAUGAAUUUAGAAAGUAUUUUCUGCCAGCCCUUGAAUAUUGAUGUUCCCCUGAUUAUUGGUAUAUUCUGAAAUAAGAAUAGCAGUUUCGGUAAUAGACUCAUUUUUAUUGCCGCCAUUCUCCCCGACCAGGAUAGCUUUAUUCUAUUCCAGGUAUCUAAGUCCUUCCUUAUUUCUUUCCAUGCGGUUGUAUAAUUGUCUUCCAUCAAAUUAAUGUUCUUUGUCGUUAACCAGAUUCCAAGGUAUUUUACUUUUUUGGUUACUUUAAUUCCUGGGCUCUUCUUAACAUCCUUCUGAAAGCAACAGCUUGGCUGAUUUGCCCUCAGAUAAUAUGAGCAAAAGGGAUGUGGGUGGCACUGUGGGUUAAACCACAGAGCCUGGGACUUGCUGAUCAGAAGGUCGGCGGUUCGAAUCCCCGCAACAGGGUGAGCUCCCGUUGCUCAGUCCCUGCUCCUGCCAACCUAGCAGUUCGAAAGCACAUCAGAGUGCAAGUAGAUAAAUAGGUACCGCUCUGGCGGGAAGGUAAACGGCGUUUCCGUGUGCUGCUCUGGUUCUCCAGAAGCAGCUUGGUCAUGCUGGCCACAUGACCCAGAAGCUGUCUGCGGACAAACGCCGGCUCCCUCGGCCAAUAAAGCGAGAUGAACGCCGCAACCCCAGAGUCGGUCACGACUCUAAUGGUCAGGGGUCCCUUUACCUUUACCUUUAAUAUGAGCAAAGCAAAACCCCGAAGUAAAUAAUAGGAACUGUAGUUCAAACAGGGGGUUCAGGAUGAGGGAGGAGGCUGCCUUUAAACUUUUAAGACUGGUUCCUCCAGGACAACAAGUUGCUUCUCUGGGCUGCAGACAAGCAGGCUUUCUGUGCGGAAUUGCUUUGCUGAGGCUUUCAGGUGACCUCUCUGCUGUAAACGGCUUCUCGGUUCCAUUCCCAUUCGUUCUUGGUUCAGAGUUAAUUUCUCAUUCUUCUGCCUUCUUUGAUCCAACCCUGAUUACGCUGCUUUAUUUAUCCUGCGCUCUUAGGCACUUGCAGAAAUAUUUUUAGCAGCUGCUUGCUUGGGGGGUGAUAUUGAUGGAUUGCAUUUAUAUACUGCUUUUCAGAUAAGGCGCCCAAGGCAACUUAAAGAAUAAAAUGGUGUGUGUGUGUGUGUGUGUGUGUGUGUGUGUGUGUGCAUUUCAAGAGCUGAUGGCAUGGGAACCCAGACUUGGGCUGUCCUCUUCUGCCUCCUCUCAGGGCAUAUUGAGCAGACCUGAGUUUAUGGGAUUCUGCUGCUAUCCUGCACUGGGAGCACUUAGCAGCCUGGGAUUUCUACACCUUUUCAGUGUCAGGUAAAGACUUAAAAGGGAAAAAAAAGAGAUCACCCUGGCCUGUUUAAUUGUGGCUGUAGUUAAACCUUGGUGCCCUUUCUCUCUUUGUUAAGCUGUCUUCUCUAUACAGUUCCUCUGGCUCAAAAUAACAAGUGGGGAGAGAGAUAGAGAGAGAGAGACUAUGCUGCAUAAUGGUUAGAGCAUGGGUAGGCAAACUAAGACCUGGGGGCCGGAUCCAGCCCAAUCGCCUUCUAAAUCCAGCCCGCCGAUGGUCCGGGAAUCAGUGUGUUUUUACAUGAGUAGAAUGUGUCCUUUUAUUUAAAAUGCAUCUCUGGGUUAUUUGUGGGGCAUAGGAAUUCGUUUAUUUUCCCCCCCCCCCAAUUAUAGUCUGGCCCCCCACAAGGUCUGAGGGACAAUGGACCGGCCCCCUGCUGAAAAAGUUUGCUGACCCCUGGGUUAGAGUGUUGGACUAGCACCUGGAAGACCAGGGUUCGAGUCCCCACUCCACCAUGAAACUCACUGGGUGACUUUGGGCUAGUCACCAUCUCUUAGCCUAACCUAUUUCACAGUGUUGUUGUGAGGUUGAAAUGGGGAGGAAGAGGAGAAGCAUGUACAGUACCGCCUCGAGAUCCUUGGAAUAUAAAGGCGGUAUUUAAAUGUAAUAAAUAAAACAAGGAAAAAAUUGUGGCAUUAAGUUAAAACCACCAGACCACAAAGAGCCCCAUUCUGAUUGUUCGUGGGACUCUGGUCAUCGCUUGGCCUGGAUUCUGUACACUGGGUUGAUAAUAAUAAUAAUUUAUUAUUAUCACGGUCGGAGACCAGCUUACACUGGGUUGACGUUUGAGUGCUUUCUCCUCACAGCCCUUGGGUGCCAUUCUGUUCUUUCCUCAUUAACAUUCGGGCGAUGGCUUUGCCGUGCCUCACCUUGUGGCGGUGUGUGUGUGUCCAUGGCGCACUCAGGAUGGAGGUGGUCUGUUACCAUGGAAACUGUGGCUCAGGUGAUAUAUUGCCUGGAGUCCCAGGCCCUGCUUCCCUCUCGCCCCUUUGCCGUGCCGUUUUUGCCAGUUGCUCUCUGUGGGGUUUUAUGGUGCUUCGAAAGGGGAAAAUGCAGCCUGCAGGACCUGCGGCGGCAAAUGGCUGCUUCCCUAGGAAACUACCAUAUUUUUCACUCCAUAAGAUGCACCUAGUUUUUAGCGGAGGAAAACAAGAAAAAAAUAUAUUCUGAACGAAACAGUGGAUGUAUGAUUUUUGUGGUUCAUGCUGUGGCCACAGACAUGAUAUGUGAUUUGACUGUGAGUUUGGGGUAGCCCUAUGCAAAAAAUCCUGAGAAUCCAUGUGGAUCCGUGCUUUGUAACCACGUUUUUGCACCAUUGCAGCCCCACGAAACAGUCGAUGCAUGAUUUUUUGGUGCAGGCUAUAGCCAUGGACAUGCUAUGUGAUCUGAUGGUGAAUUUGGGGUGACCCAAUGCAAAAAUCCUGAGGAUCCAUGUGCUUUUACCUCCUCCCUCCCAGGCAGCCUCCUUUAUCUCUAGAGCCCCUUAUCUCCCUCCCUAUCGCUUGCUGAUCAGCUGCUCAGCAGCUUUGUUUCAACACCCCCUUCCCUCUUUCUAAGAAAAAAAAAAAGCACGAUUUGUUUUUUGCCCCUGGGCAGUUCGGCUCCAGGGACCACGCAUUUGCUCCCUAAGACGCACAGGCAUUUCCCCUUACUUUUUAGGAGGAAAAAAGUGCGUCUUAUGGAGCGAAAAAUACGGUAAUGGCUGCCGUGGUAGUAAGAAAGAAUAUCAGUGCCACUGCCGAGGCUAGAACUGGUUCUCUCGUUGCUCUUUAUUGUGUCUGAAUUCAUUUCAGGAUCGUGCUCCGCAUCUGCUCUCUCAUUUUGGGAUGUAUGGGGUUGUAGGUGCCCUCAGGUCUUGACCGCUGAAGACCAGUGGACCACAGGCAUGGAGCCUGUUUGAGCAGGCCGGCGGCCGGCCGCUGUCUCGGUCGCCAAACAUCUGGAGCUCCUGCUCCAGUCUCCUUAAAUUGCUCUUGACAGCCUGUUUUGGCGGGAGCCUUGGAAAGCCGUCCGCCAGUCACGUUUAUUGGAUGUAUCCGUCUGAAUUGGCCGGGCCAUCUGUCCCUCCUCAUCCAUCACCUCUUGUUUGCUCUCCCAAGGCAGAAAAGUGAGGGGAGGGGGGAUUUAUUCAUGAAGGGGGGACGGACGAUACAGGUAUCUGCGUCAGGUAGGCAGGGCCUGCGAAGCGGGGCCUGUGUGAAUAGCUUCCUCUCUUCCUCCCCUCAGAAGACAUUUAGGAAGCCGCUUAGUAUUCCGGUCGUGGGCCGCAGAGUCGUUUCUCAUUACUGUUGCCUCGGCCCUGCCAAACGGCUUGGAACGCCAGCCCGUCCUGCUCUAAAGGAACAAUUAUGAACGCUAAUGUGCUAUUGAACGGAGGUGGCAGCCAGGCGCCAUUAAUUAGACAAGUGUUUCUGUCGAGAGAAAGGGGGGGAGCAGAAAUUGCUUUUGUUUUGGGGUGAAUUCUAAUCAGUUUAGUGCUUUUUAAAAAAGAGAGAGAGAGAGAGAGAGAGAGAGAGAGAGAGGAAGAUGCCGAAACAGAAAAAUGCAAACUGUUAUUUCCUUCUCUCCGAGGUUCAUCUAACAUAUUGUGAGGCAUCUUUUAUGGCGAGAGUCGAGGAAGCGGAAAGUGGUUGCAAUGGAGUUCCUUAUACAUGCCCCCCCUACAAAUUAUAUCCAUAUAAGCCACCAGAAUAAUAUUUAUUAUUCACAAGGAACCUUCACCAGGAGGUUCCAAGGCAGGUCAGACCGAAAAACAACACUAAAAACAAAUGAUGAUUGCAACUUGGGAUAUAUAUACAGUAUAUAUUAUCAAAAACUAGGGUAAAGAAAUAUGUGUUUGGCAUUCUCCAAAGGGUUCAUAGCAAAGCUGUCAGGUGCACUUCUGGGGCGAAGGAAUUCCAUAACUUAGGGAAGUGAUUCUCGGAGUUGUGGCCCAUCACACUGGAGAGGACAGCAAGAGUGGCAGGAAGAUUCAAGGAUGAUCAAAGAAACAUUUAAAUAUUUCAGAGUGGUAUGGUAUUACUAUAAAAGUAUUUUUUUUAAAAAAUUGCAUAAUAUGGAUAGGUACCUUUUCAAAACGAGAACAAGAGCAUCAGGUGAUACUGAGGACAAUCCCAGUUGUGUUUUCCAGUAUAUUUGCUAUCAAUAAAAAAAACUGUUGUGACGCAAGCAAAUAUUUAUUCUGAAAGUGUGGCCCAGAGCAAAAAGUUUGAGAACCACUGAUUUAGGGGCUGCCACAAAUAAUGGACUUUCCUGGGCUGCCACUCUCUGCCCGCCCCUGCCCCCCCCCCAGCUUCUGAGGGUGGCAGAACUACCAAGAGGGUCACCUCUGCUUAUUUUAACACCUGAGAAGAAGGUCUCAUAGAGUUGGAAGGGACCUCAAGGGUCAUCUAGUCCAACCCCCUGCAAUGCAGGAAUUACAGCUAAAGCAUCCCUGACAGCCUCCAAUGAACCUUCUGAGGUGGUCCGUUCCACUGUCAAGCAACUCUUACUGCCAGGAAGUUCUUCCUGUAAAUGAAGAAGUAAAAUUGGUUAUGGUGCAGUGGAUGAAGGACUUUGGAUAUAACAUACAGAUGGCAGAAUGGGAAAAUUUAUGGAGAAGGGAACUGAAAUUUACGACAAAAGAAAACUUUAUGAAGAUGGUACAUCACCCCCAGCAAAUUGGCCAAAAUGUACAAAACCAACUCAAAUUUAUGCUGGAGGUGUAGAGAGCUAGAGGGAACAAUGUACCACAUGUGGUGGGGUUGCAAAAAAAAUCUAAAUAGCUUUUGGGAACUUAGAUAUAAUGAAUUUUUAAAAAUGUUUAAAACAACGUUUAUCAAAAAACCGGAAGCCUUCCUCUUAGGUCAGGGGUCGGCAAGGUUUACCUCACACUGGGCUGGUUCACUCCAGUGGAGAUGCAUCUGUGGGCCAGAUGCGAUUUCCAGCGCCACAGAAGCGAGUCUCCGCGCCGUGCUGCGCCGGUUUAGCUCAGGGUGCGGGGACUCGCCGAGCGGGUGGCUUGGUUCAGGGGCGGCUCGUGGGCCAGUUAAACGGCCCUCGUGGGCCGCUUGUGGCCUAUGGGCCUUAGGUUGCCUACCCCUGUCUUAGGUAUUAUGGCAUCAGACAUUCCAAGAGAGAUUUUUUUGUAGCAACAACAGCAGCGAGGAUGCUGGUUGCCAACGGGUGGAAAGGAGAUAAAAUCCCAUCACUGGAGAGCCAGUGUAGUGUAGUGGUUAAGAGCAGUAGACUCAUAAUCUGGUGAACCAGGUUCGAUUCCCUGCUCCUCCACAUGAACUGGCAGGUGACCUUGGGCUAGUCACACUUCUCUGAAGUCUCUCAGCCUCAUUCACCUCACAGAGUGUUUGUUGUGGGGGAGGAAGAGAAAGGAGAAUGUUAGCCGCUUUGAGACUCCUUAGGGUAGUGAUAUAUGGGACGCGGGUGGCGCUGUGGGUUAAACCACAGAGCCUAGGACUUGUAGAUCAGAAGGUUGGCGGUUCGAAUCCCCGCGACGGGGUGAGCUCCCGUUGCUCAGUCCCUGCUCCUGCCAACCUAGCAGUUCGAGAGCACGUCAAAGUGCAAGUAGAUAAAUAGCUACCGCUCCGGCGGGAAGGUAAACGGCGUUUCCGGGCGCUGCACUGGUUCGCCAGAAGAAGCUUAGUCAUGCUGGCCACAUGACCCUGAAGCUGUACGCCGGCUCCCUCGGCCAAUAAAGCGAGAUGAGCGCCGCAACCCCAGAGUUGGCUACGACUGGACCUAAUGGUCAGGGGUCCCUUUACCUUUACUUUUACCUUAGGGUAGUGAUAAAGCAGGAUAUCAAAUCCAAACUCUUCUUCUUCUUCUUCUUCUUCUUCUUCUUCUUCUUCAAAAGAGGAGUGACAAGUUAAACUGCUUGAAUAUAUGGAACUAGCGAAUAUGAUGGAAAAGAUCAGGGAUAGAUUGACCGAAAAGUUUAAAAAGGAAUGGGAGAUUUAUGGGCAAUAUUUAAAAGAACAUUGACCCCCAAUUAAAACUUUAGAAUACAGCCAAUCAGAAGCCACGGAAGUCGUGUCGGAUGUUCGGGUUCCAAAGAACGUACGCAAACUGGGACACUCCCUUCUGGGUUUGCGGCAUUCGGGAGCCGAAACGUUCGACUCGCAAGGCGUUCAGGAUCCAAGGUACAACUGUGUAGUGACUUGAGGGACAGGGAGGGCCCUCUGGCCCAUGGCUUGAAUGUGGCCCUCCAAGCCUCACCAGCUGACCGAUGGGACUGUGCCCAAGCCGUACCCCAUCUCCCUGAGCACCCCUCCUGCGAGCCCUUCUGCAACCCUUUACAAGCCUGGCAGGAAGGUGGAAUUGAACUGUGCUCGUUCAUGCCCUUUGCUUCCCCAAAAGGGAGAGAAGAGGGGUUUGUAGGAAUCUCUUGCCUUCUGCCACAAAGAGCCCUGUGGUACGAAGAGAGCCGUGGUCUCUACGUUACUCCUCCUCCUUCCUGGGAGCCACUCCAGCGCCCCAGGAGCUGGGGUGUCGGCGGCGAACAGCACACAGAGCCAGCAUCCAUCAGCAGCUGCCGAAUCCUCUGCUGGGGGAAAGUUUUGCCUCUCGCAAGAGCAACAGGCGGCAAGAGCACAGGCAAUAAAUAAUUAUGAUUUACCUUCCAUCGCCGGCAUGAGCUCGGAGACACCAGCCGCAUGCUAACGCUGCUGGCUUGGAAACCGUGCUGUGUAGAGGAUGGGAAGGAAGGGAGGACAACGUUUCCCAUCAUUUUCAGCCGCAGCCGAGAGCUGCCUGGUCCCCGCAGUGUUCUUGUUUGCCUCCUCCUUCCCUGCGGCUCCUGAGCCGGGCAGGUUUUGCUUGGCUGGCUUCUGCAGCAGCGCUUUAAAUCUACUUCAUAGGUGGCUGUCUGGAAAAAAACUGGUCCUCUGCCCACAAAAGGACAAGGAGGUGAUAAGCCCUUAAGCUGUGGCAAGGUUUGGGCGCAGGGGGUGAGAGACAGAGAAAGCAGAACAGUCCACCAUCUAGCUUCAAAAAGUCACACACACCCCCAAUUAUACUUCAUCUUAGUUGUUGUGUUGUAUAGCUUUAAUUGAUGGCUGUUGUCUUCAUAUUUCUAUGUAAAUAGCUUUAUGAGGUUGCAUUUAAUGUGGGGUGUGUGCUUAUCUUUUUCUUUUGCAGCCUCUCACAUCCGUCUUUGGCUAUACGCCCCUUCAAGUUCUCUCCAUUGUUCUUUGCCAUUUGUGGAAAAUAAUAAUAAUAAUAAUAAUAAUAAUAAUAAUAAUAAUAAUUUAUUUCUUUAUUUAUUAUUUAUACCCCGCCCAUCUGGCUGGGCUUCCCCAGCCACUCUGGGCGGCUUCCAACAAAAUAUCAAAAUACCAUAAUACAUCAAACAUAAAAAGCUUCCUUAAACAGGGCUGCCUUCAGAUGUCUUCCAAAAGUCUGGUAGUUGUCCUCUUUGACAUCUGGUAGGAGGGCGUUCUGCCUGGUUCCCUGUAACUUUGCUUCUCGCCGUGAGGGAACCACCAGAAGGCCCUCGGCGCCAGACCUCAGUGUCCAGGUAGAACGCUGGGGGUGGAGACGCUCCUUCAGGUAUACAGGACCGAGGCUGUUUAGGGCUUUAAAGGUCAGCACCAACCCUUUGAAUUGUGCUCAGAAAUGUACUUGGAGCCAAUGUAGGUCUUUCAAGACCGGUGUUAUGUGGUCUCGGCGGCCGCUCCCGCUCACCAGUCUAGCUGCUGCCUGUCUUGGUAGAGUUGGAAGGGACCCUGAGGGUCAUCCAGUCCAACCCCCUGCAACGCAGGAAUCAUACCUAGAUCAUUCAUGACAGAUGGCCACACAACAUCUGCUUAAAAACCUCCAGAGAAGGAGAGCCCACCAGUGGGAGCCCGUUCCACUGUCAAACAGCUGUUGCCUCCACACAAGCCUUGCUGUUAGUUUUAGAUCGCCCACCCAGCAUAUAGGGUGGUCACCCCCUUGGUCUUUUGAACUUGUAGGGUCUCCAUGCGAACCCAGCCUUAUUCCAUCGGCCCAGAUCACCUCUUGUCACGUGUCCUGCAUGUGUCCAUUUUAACUUUGUGGCCUUUCCCACUACAUCUGUAGCUUUCCAUCUUGGUCCUAUCCAAUUAUUAGUUUUUCUGUCUUCUAAUGAUAUUCCUAGAAUUGCAUGCUUCGUGGCAUGCUGUGAUAUCCGUAAGCUGUCCUUAUUUCUAUUUCUCAUGGUCUAGUUCCACUACAUAUCACAGUGACACACCCCUUAGUUACAUUCUGUUUGGAUUGCUGUAAUGUGCUCUACAUGCGACUGCUCAGAAACUUCAGCUGGCUCAGAGAGCUGCAGCCAGAAUGUUGACCAGGGCUGGUUAUAGGGAGCUGUUACAACCACUCACCUAGACAGCAUCUUAAAAAGCAGAGACAUCACCUUGCCAACAAAGGUCCGUAUAGUUCAAGCUAUGGUUUUCCCAGUACAGUGGUGCCUCGCAAGACGAAAAGAAUCCGUUCUGGGAGUCUCUUCGUCUAGCGGUUUUUUCGUCUUGCGAAGCAAGCCCAUUGAUGGAUUAGCGGAUUAGCGCUAUUAGCGGCUUUUAGCGGCUUUUAGCAGCUUUUAGCAGCUUAUCAGCUUAUCGGAUAAGCAGAUAAGCGGCUUAGCGACUUAGAAAAAGAGGGGGAAAAGGGGGAAAAAAACCCAGGAACUCGCAAGACAUUUUCGUCUUGCGAAGCAAGCCCAUAGCAGAUUCGUUUUGCGAGGCACCUCCAAAACGGAAAACUCUUUCGUCUAGCGAGUUUUCCGUCUUGCGAGGCAUUCGUCUUGCGGGGCACCACUGUAGUGAUGUAUGGAAGUGAGAGCUGGACCAUCAAGAAGGCUGAUCGCCAAAGAAUUGAUGCUUUUGAAUUCUGGUGCUGGAGGAGACUCUUGAGAGUCCCAUGGACUGCAAGAAGAUCAAACCUCUCCAUUCUGAAGGAAAUCAGCCCUGGGUGCUCACUGGAAGGACAGAUCCUGAAGCUGAGGCUCCAAUACUUUGGCCACCUCAUGAGAGGAGAUGUUGGGAAAGAUGGAGGGCAUAAGGAGAAGGGGAUGACAGAGGACGAGAUGGUUGGACAGUGUUCUCGAAGCUCCCAGCAUGAGUUUGACCAAACUGCGGGAGGCAGUGGAAGACAGGAGUGCCUGGCGUGCUCUGGUCCAUGGGGUCAUGAAGAGUCGGACAUGACUAAACAACAACAACACAACAACUCAAUUGGCUACCAGUUUGUUUCCUUGCACAGUUCAGACCUAUAAAGCCCUUUACAGGGCCCGUAUUCCCUCAUAUGAACCUGCCUUGGUUCUGAGAUCUUCUGGGGAGGCCCUUAUCCCGCCACCCUCACAGACACACAAGACAGGGCCUUUUUGUUGGUUGCUCCCAGACUUUAGAACUCCCUCCUUGGAAAAGCUAGAAUGGCUCCUUCUUUGUUGUCCUUCCACCUUGUUCCAACGCAGGCUUUUGGGAAUUGACUUUUUUUUUUUUUGUAGUUAAAGGACUGGUGCUGUGCUGUUUUUAUUAUAAUUAAUGGCAUGCCUUUGAUUCAUUUUUAACCAAUUCUGUUAAUGUUUAAGUGUUGAUUCCCCCCACCCCAUGUUUUUAGCUAGUUAAAUAAUGGGUGGCUAAUCCAGUUUGAAACAACUAGCUCUUUGCAGUUGGCUGUACUGUCUGUGGUCCAGCACAGAGCCAUGACUGCAUUUCUUUCACCUGUCGAGACUUGGGUGCUUCAGAACGCUCAGCUCAGCGAUGCCUGUCAGUCCAGCGGAAGAAGGCCAGGGAGGAAAUUAAAACAACCCCUUUGAACUCUCCUGAUAACAGCUGCUGAAUGACGCUGUGGCAGAUUUCCAUCAAAUUUCCUUGCAUUUUAACAAACGGCACAAUAGCUAGAUUUGGGGUGGCAGAGCAGGAGUCCAAGUGCGUUGGUUGGGUGGCCUGGAAGAUUCAUCUUUUCAUCUCCUGUUGCUCUGAUUGCAUCACCCUUUCCCUUAAGCACUCUUCUCCAUCAUGCUUUAAUAAAACUCUUCGUCACUUGGUGUCUGUGUGUCUGUCUCUGUCUCCUAUCCUGCUUUUUCACCUUUGCCCUCUGCCCAUCAGCUAACCUCUGUGGCGUGCCCCUCUCUCCCACUAUGUUCUCCCCCUGCUAAGGAAAAUCACUCCUCGUCCCCCACCCCAUAAUUUGAGGGGGACAAGCUCUUGGGACCCCCGUUUUCAGCACAGCUUUCUCUCAGCCCUCCAGUUUCAGCUGGCUAGCAGGCCGCGAGCUUGACCUACCUGGAGGCCUGUCCGGCUACACCUGUCUGGAUUUAGACCAGCUCCUGGAAGGAGCACAGCAGCUGAGUGGGAAGAGAGAGGUAGUCUUGGGUGCUGAGGGCAGAGGUUGGAAUGGCACAUCUUGUAUUGCCCAGUGCAGGGGUUGGCAAUCUUUACCGGCCAUGGGCUGGAUCACUCCCACGGAGAUCAUCUGUGGGCUGGACUGGUGCAGCGCGAUGCCGGAGAUCACGUCUGCGCAUGUCCAUGGCACUGGAAAUCGCUUCUGCGCAUGCCCAGACACCAAAAAUCGUGCCUGAACAGAAGCGAUUUUCGGCGUCUGGACAUGUGCAGAUGCGAUUUCUGGUAUCUGCACAUGUGCAGAUGCCAAUUCUGGCGCCACUUGAUGAGUCUCCGCGCUGCGCUGCGGGCGGCUCGGUUUGCGGGCGGCUUGUGGGCCGGUAAAACGGUCUUCGUGGGCCACAUCCGGCCCAUGGGCCACACGUUGCCGACUCCUGGCCUAGUGUGAAAGGUUCCCCAUUUCCUGCUUAUUUAUAAAGGACCCUUCCCCCAUUUCCCCCCACUCUUCCACCUUCUCAGAAUUGAGCCCUCCCUUCACAUUGCGGGGGAAGAAAUAAGGAAGUUUCUAUUCCUUGCCGUUGGGAAGAUCGGCUUGAAAGUAUGCGGGCCAAUGUCUUGAGAUUUCCAGCCAUGGAUGCCAGAGCAAAAGCAGGAAUAAAUCGCACAGAAUUGUGGAAACUGUGGCAGAAAAUGAGAGUGAGGACGAGUCACGUUAUUCGGGUUUCCUUGACAUGGGAUUCGGGUGGCUUUGACACAGAAGAAGAAGAAGAGGAGUUUGGAUUCAAUUCCACCUUCCACAGUUCAAUUCCACCUUCCUGCCAGGCCUGUAAAGGGUUGCAGAAGGGCUCGCAGGGUGGGUGCUCAGAGAGAUGGGGUACGGCUUGGGCACAGUCCCAUCGGUCAACUGGUGAGGCUUGGAGGGCCACAUUCAAGCCAUGGGCCAGAGGGCCCUCCCUGUCCCUCAAGUCACUACUCAGUUGUACCUUGGAUCCUGAACGCCUUGCGAGUCGAACGUUUUGGCUCCCGAAUGCCGCAAACCCAGAAGGGAGUGUCCCAGUUUGCGUACGUUCUUUGGAACCCAAACGUCCGACACAACGUCCGCGGCUUCUGAUUGGCUGCAUUCUAAAGUUUUAAUAGGGGGACAAUGUUCUUUUAAAUAUUGCCUAUAAAUCUCCAAUUCCUUUUUAAACUUCUCGGUCGAUCUAUCCCUGAUCUUCUCCGUUAUAUUCGCUAGUUCCAUAUAUUCAAGCAGUUUAACUUGUCACUCCUCUUUUGAAGAAGAAGAGGAGUUUGGAUUUGAUAUCCCGCUUUAUUACUACCCUAAGCAGCUAACAUUCUCCUUUCCCUUCCUUCCCCACAACAAACACUCUGUGAGGUGAGUGGGGCUGAGAGACUUCAGAGAAGUGUGACUGGCCCAAGGUCACCCAGCAGCUACAUGUGGAGGAGCGGAGACGCGAACCCAGUUCCCCAGAUUACGAGUCUAUCACUCUUAACCACUACACCACACUAGCUCUCUGCUGGAUCAGGCCAAAGGCCCACCUAAUCCUGCGCCCUCUUCCCCCAGCGGCCAACCAGAUGUCCAUGGGAAACCCAUAAGUGGGACCCGACCUCAAGAGCAGACUCUCCCCCUCCUGUGGUUUUCGGCAGCUGGUAUUGCUGCCUCUGACCUUGGAGGCAGAACAUAGCCAUCAUGGCUGAUGGUUUCCACUCCAUUGCUUAAAGCACACCAGACACGGUUUUAUAAUAAUAUAAUAAUAACUUUUAUUUAUACCCCGCCCUCCCCAGCCAAGGCCGGGCUCAGGGCAGCUUACAAGCAAUAAUAAAAACAAGUUGAAUGAUUACAACUUAAAAACAAAAUUAAAAUACAACAUUAAAAUAUUGAAACAUUAAAAUAUUAAAAUGUAACCUCAUCGCAGGAGGAGAAGGAAAAGAAAAAAGAAAGAGAGGGAGGGAGGGAAUCAAAUUGGCUCCAAGCCAAAGGCCAGGCGGAACAACUCUGUCUUACAGGCCCUGCGGAAAGAAAUCAGAUCCUGCAGGGCCCUGGUCUCAUGAGGCAGAGCGUUCCACCAGGCCGGGGCCAGUGUUGAAAAGGCCCUGGCUCUUGUUGAGGCUAAUCUGACUUCCUUAGGGUCCAGGACCUCUAGGGUGUUGCUAUUUAUGGACCUUGAGGCUCUCCGUGGGGCAUACCGGGAGAGGCGGUCCCGUAGGUACGAGGGUCCUUGGCCGUGAAGGGCUUUAAAGGUCAAAAGCAGCCCCUUAAAUCUGACCCUGUACUCCAGCGGGAGCCAGUGCAGCUUGAACAGCUGUGUGAGGGGGAAACUACAGCUUUGGGGAUUCCUCUGGAGAAGUUCUUGUGCUUUUACAACCAGCGCUGGACGUACAUUAAGGCUUCGGCGUGGAUCACUCCGCAGCGUCAAAAUGGGCGCCAUGCAUAGUGGGCAAAAGAAGCAAAACGAAUUUGUGGGGUGGGGGGGGAGAGGCUUCUUUGCGAAUCCUUCGCCUCUCCCUCCUCAGAGAGGCCUUCCUGGCACUUUGAGGCCUGCCCCUGUGCGUUACCGUGGCAGCCGAGACGCUUCAGGGGAAAGAGCAGGAGGGCGCGCUCACUUCCCUCUCCCGGCGCUGCGCUCCGUGUGGCGAACGUGCCCGCUUGUGGAGCGCGCCGGAAGAUUGAUGCGACGUCGUAUUGAGCGGGAGGACCGAGCCGGUUCCCUUAUUUGUAGCCGUUUGUCCACGUUCCAGCUCGCCGUGUCCGUAAAUCACUUGCCAGAUGCAGCUGCCUCCCAGCGCACGCCUUUGCCGACAGGCGGGUUAAGACGCCGAAGCAGGAGCCGCUGCCGCUGCCACCCUGGCCCUGCCACAUGUGUGCCAGGGCUGGUAAUUGAGUUGGGAAGUCCUCGCGAGGGACCUGACAGUCCUGGCGGGCAGCUUGUCUGCCAUGUCAAGUAGGGGAAGAGAGGGAGCUGAGAUCUCUAUCCUUGUUUUUGUGUGUUUUGAGGUUUGGACACUUCCCCCCUCACAUAUAAAUGGACUAAUUAAGACGCAAGGAACGUUGGUGGGGAGCGUGGCGGCGGCGGCUUUUGACCCCCCCCAUUCUUCACAGAGGUUGCUGGGGGGGUCGGCGAAGCAGCGCUGAGGUUUAAUUGGCCUCAGGGAGCUGGCGGGAGACGGGUAGCGAGGCAGGAUUUUUUCCUUUCUUGCAUUUGAUUUCUUCUUCUCUUUCCCCCGCCCCCAGGGAAAGGCCUUUUGUUGCUCAGCCCUUUGAUAGCUCCCUGUCUUUCGUCUCCCUACUGAGAUCCUUCCUCUCAUUCUCUCUCUGCACCCUUUCUCCCUCAUGUAAAAAAAUCCCCUCGCUUUCUUCUCGGCGCAACUUUUGUUCUCUUCUUUUCCUGUCUAUCCUUGGUUUGCUUUCCAUCUGCCUGCCUGGGGCUGGAAUUGCCAAGCCGGCUGCGGGAAGCCAGUGGUGGGCUUUGCAAGAGCAGGCUUUGGUUCAUUCUGUCGGGAGCUGGGCCCUGCAGGCUGCCCAGGACCAGUUCCCAUCGCUGCAGAGCAGGAGGUAGGCAGAAAAUCAGCAUGCACAGGUGUCAAGACUCUGCCCUGACAGAGGGAGCCCAGCCCAGCCCGGAGCUAGUAAAGGUAAAGGGACCCCUGACCAUUAGGUCCAGUCGUGACCGACUCUGGGGUUGCGGCGCUCAUCUCGCUUUACUGGCUGAGGGAGCCGGCGUACAGCUUCCGGGUCAUGUGGCCAGCAUGACUAAGCCACUUCUGGAGAACCAGAGCAGCGCACGAAAACGCCGUUUACCUUCCCGCCGGAGUGGUACCUAUUUAUCUACUUGCACUUUGAAGUGCUUUUGAACUGCUAGGUUGGCAGGAGCAGGGACUGAGCAAUGGGAGCUCACCCCGUCGCGGGGAUUCGAACUGUCGACCUUCUGAUUGGCAAGCCCUAGGCUCUGUGGUUUAACCAACUGCGCCACCUGCGUCCCUAGCCCGGAGCUAUAUGUACAUAAAACAUGUGCUAGUACAGGGUUGGUCCUCCAGCAUCAACCUGAUUGCCAGGGGGAUUCCCCUCAAAGCCAAAUCUAGUUUCCCUGCUUUUGAUCAGCAGCAGCCUUGGGAUGUAAUUAGGGCUGGGCAAUAUAUUGAUACAUCAUCACAAAUUGGUUUGGAAUCUGUAUUGUGAUCUCGGUUUCAUAAUUUUUGACCUGGCCAUAUAUUGCAAAUCAUGAUGUGUGUGUGUGCUAUGCAGAAAUCACAAGGCAGGGAAAACCAUGAAGCCAGCCAGUGUUCCUACAUAGCUCCAUCCUUAUUCCAGACAUGAUAUAUUGGUAUAUGGCAGUGAUAAUCACAAUGUUGGAAACCAGAUAAUUGGCCAGCCCUAGACGCAGUUGAUGCCUCCCAGGCAUGAGGCCAGGCUCAGGGUUCAUACCGGGUAGUGUGGGGCAGUGGGUAGAGUGGGGCCACCCAUUCGGGUGGCUGCAGCAGAUCCAAUCAGCCUCUUGCCUCUCCAAAUCAUCUUUGCAUCAUUCCAAGCUGCUGGUGUCGCAGUGGGCUUCCUUGUCAAAAGAUCCAGGUCCAGAUCUUUUUCCUACCAUGAAGGUGAUAACCAUUACUUAUAUUCACCUGUCAACGAAAGCAACUUACAUUAAAAAAACAACAACAACAAAUCCAGAGGUAACAAAGACAAUAAAACCAGGAGUGAGCAAAAGCUAAAACAUUCGUCCAAAGUACGUACUUUGGAGAACAAAUCCUGCCCACCCCAUUAUAGGAUGAGUACAAAAAAGGAGAGGAGCUUUUGAAACAUGUUGCUCUGUCUGUCAGCCUAACCCAGGGGUCAGCAAACUUUUUCAGCAGGGGACCGGUCCACUGUCGCUCAGACCUUGUGGGGGGCCAGACUAUAUUUUGGAAAAAAAAUAUGAACAAAUUCCUGUGCCCCACAAAUAACCCAGAGAUGCAUUUUAAAUAAAAGCACACAUUCUACUCAUGUAAAAACACCAGGCAGGUCCCACAAAUAACCCAGAGAUGCAUUUAAAAUAAUAGGGCACCUUCUACUAAUGUAAAAACACGCUGAUUCCUGGACCUUCCACGGGCUGGAUUUAGAAGGUGAUUGGGCCGGAUCCGGCCCCCGGGCCUUAGUUUGCCUACCCAUGGCCUAACCCACUGAUGGCUACUGCUAAUGAUGGCUGCAUCCUGGCUCCGGGCUCAGAGGCAACAUGCCUCUCAAGGCCAGUCACUGGGGGAGAACAGCGAGAGAAGGCUGCUGCGCUCCUGCCCUUGCUUGUGGGCCCCCUUCAAGGGCCUGUGGGAAGGCAGGGGCUGGACCAGAUGGGCUUUUGGUCUGGCCCACCAGGGCUCUCCUUCCUUCCUUGGGAAGCUGUGAUUCAGAGGUCACUCUGGACUCCCUGUGAAAGUGUAGGCAUAAAGAAUAGUCAAUGAGCUUACUUGAAUUAUAUCCCCGAAGGUGGGAGGAAGCUUUUAGGUGGAUUGAUGCAUAUCUGAGGACAGCUCCCUGUGAUCCUGAGGCUGCAGAAGAGUCUUCUUAGUAACCUGUUUGGGAGCUACUGGUACUCUUUUAAAUCUGUGCCUCCGGUGACAUCUUUCUGGCCCCAGGUACCUUGGGUUACAGACCCUUCAGGUUACAGACUCCGCUAACCUAGAAAUAGUACCUCGGGUUAAGAACUUUGCUUCAGGAUGAGAACAAAAAUUGUGCAGCAGCAGCAGGAGGCCCCAUAAGCUAAAGUGGUGCUUCAGGUUAAGAACAGUUUCAGGUUAAGAACGGACCUCCGGAACGAAUUAAGUUCUUAACCUGAGGUACCACUGUAUAGACUUACCUUCCCACUCCGAGGUGGCACUGUUUUGUUUGUGUGGCUGCUGCAGGUUUUUGUUGUUGUUGUUUAGUCGUUUAGUCGUGUUCCACUCUUUGUGACCCCAUGGACCAGAGCACGCCAGGCACUCCUGUCUUCCACUGCCUCCCGCAGUUUGGUCAAACUCAUGCAGGUAGCUUCGAAAACACUGUCCAACCAUCUUCGUCCCUUUCUGCUUGUGCCUUCCAUUUUUCUCAACAUCAGGGUCUUUUCCAGGGAGUCUUCUCUUCUCAUGGCCAAAGUCUUGGAGCCUCAGCUUCAGGAUCUGUCCUUCCAGUGAGCACUCAGGGCUGAUUUCUUUCAGAAUGGAUAGGUUUGGUCUUCUUGCAGUCCAUGGGACUCUCAAGAGUCUCCUCCAGUGCCAUCAUUCAAAAGCAUCAAUUCUUCGGCGAUCAGCCUUCUUUAUGGUCCAGCUCUCACUUCCAUACAUCACUACUGGGAAAACCAUAGCUUUAACUAUACAGACCUUUGUUGGGAAGGUGAUGUCUCUGCUUUUUAAGAUGCAUGUUUUUAAAUGGGCACAAAACAUUUGGAAACCUUUGGGUAACCAGCCUAAUCAUAAGUAAUAAAGCCAUAGUAACGAACAUGGGGCUCUGGUGCAUUGCCGCAAGGGAGAGUCUGUUGGAAGCAUCAAGGGCAAGCAUUGCCACUCGCCUUGCCACACACACACACACACACACACACACACGUCUGGGAGAUGGGCAGGGAUUGCUUUUGCUGCUAUUUAGGUGCUUUGUAAAUUAUCGUCAAGCAUUAUUUCAGCAUCUGUUAACUUGAGUUGUUUCUUUGGCCUACCAGUGUGACGUUUAGUUUCAUAGCUGUUAACGCAUCGUCUUGAAAUGUUGUCGUACCUUGUGUUGUGCGUUCUUGUGAGCCGUUUUGAGCACAGUUCUGCCAUGGAAAAGCGGCCUACACACAAACGAUGGCGAUGGUCGAUUCCAAGGGCAAACCAAAAUCGUAGGAGCUGGGGAAUCUGAAAUUGACUACAGGUUCCCUCGCAGAGGAGAACUGCCUGCCAAAAUCUCCGCCAUAUGCCACCUUCAACAAUGCUGUUGCCCUCGAGUGUGCUACUAUGGCUUUUUUUGGGGGGGGAGGACCCUUUUCCCCUCCCCCAGAUCUUUAGGGACCCUUUCCCCUUCCAGCAUAACCACCUCUCUUCCUCUCCACAGCUCCAGAAAUGUAUUGCCGCUUCCCAGCUAGCUUCUGACGCCAUCUUCCAGUUUUAUCGCGAUUCGGCUCACAGGAAAUACUCCAAGUGGUGACUCUUCACACCCCCCCCCAAGUGGAACAGAGCAGAGACUUGACCGCUUAAAAAUGACGCUACGUGGCGUUGGCUGGAUCAGUGCCGCCUCCCCACGCACCUCCAGCCUUCAUUCUCCCGCAUCCUUUGCUCCGAAAGGAGAGGUGCCGUUUGAUCAGGCUGCCAUUAACAGAGAUUGUGGAACAGGCUGUGGGUUAAGAUGGCAGGAUCCUGAAAAAGCUGGGCCUUCAUUGCCACGGGCUGUGUGCUGUGGCGCUCCAUAUCUGCUGUCCCCAAGCACAUGGGCUUCCAGCUCUCUCACAUUUUGGUAAGCACGUGUCUCCCCCCCCCCCCCCAUGAAAGACAUUGUUUCCACACAGAUUGCGAGGUGGCUGUCUCUCAGCUUGGCCUAGUUGUGAAGCCAAGUUCUUCCUUUUGGAUCCUCUGCUCUCUGCUUUGCCUAAAAUAGUUUUUUUUUUGUCUGUGUGGACAUUAAAGAACAUGUUUUCCUUUUCUUUUGUUCCCCCCCGACUGUGCUAUAAACUGUCUUUACCUACCCUAAUGAAGCAGCGGAGAAAAACCUCUC